AUACUCAGUCGCCAUUUUGGAUGUAACCGGAAAGAAAACAACAGAGCUCAACUAUUGGAGAGUGAAUUUCAUUUUUUUAAUUAGGAUUAAUCAAGCGUCCACUGAUGGAUUGAUUUAUAAGAAAAAAAUCAACAACAUUCUUUAUCAUCAAAUUAACAGGUAUUGUAGUGUUGGUGUAUAAAGUUUAAAACUAACAAUAUUUGGGGAAUAAAUUAUACAAAAAUGUGAGGAGGGGCUAAACUUUAACUUUAAGUAUCACUACAGUCACUACUAAUACUAAUAUACUAACUUAGCCGUUACCACUUAGACUUAGCUCACUUUUUUAGUCUACUUAUCUUAGGUGACUAACUUAACUAACAACCAUUGAUGAUACUGUUUUCAAGACUAGACUAGAAGGAUUAGGUUGUACAUUGUACUGUGCUGUAAAUGUAAUACUGUACAGUAGAGACUAUUCACUACUUCAAAGUGCAAAUCCCUCUACAUCACAGGCCUGCACAAAUCAAAAUGUAAGGCAGGCCGUAAUACUUUAUGAAAACCUUUUGCGGGCCUUAAUACUUUAUGAAAAACUUGAUAGAACAGAGGCGAAAGCAAUUAAGAAGAUAAUAAUAAGGAAUAUUUUGUUACUUCGCGGACCGCCAAGUGGGUGCUGGCAGGCAGCAUGUUGUGCAUGCCUGAUCUACAUACAUAGGAGCCAGAAUGAUCAAUACAUUGAUCGUGGUCCCUUAAUCUUAACUUAAUUAUUAAUAUAGGCUUGAAAGUUUGACAGUUGUGGACAAAGGGGAGGAAGGGGGUCAAAAUUUGCCUUAAAAUUAUUGACAUAAUUUAUUAUGGUAAUGUCCCUCUAGGGAGUACUACUUACAUUACUUUCUUUAUGUGCAAAUAGUAUGCUCUCUCUGUUUUCUAAUGCAGGUGGUUUGAAGUCAAUUUGGUUGUCUAGACAUAAGUAUAUUAUAUUGUUUAAUGAAAAUUGCUUACACGUUUAUAUGGGUAUACAUAAAGUAAAAAAAUUUUGCUACAAAUGUUUUGCAUGAUAUUCUCUAAUAUAUUGUAGGUCCAACGUGACUAGUUAUUACUACAAACUCUCAACCAUUGGUUUCAAACUUUAACUACCUGAAAGGAUAAUCAUCAAAUCGAUGACCCAUGGCCUGGCCAUGGGGAUUGCCAAAAAAAUAUAUAUGUCAUUAAUAAAGAUUGUCUUUUAUAUAAACUAUUUAAAGCAAAUCACUUUUUGGGGUCCCAAGUUUGAAAGUCAAGUUUGGGACACAAUAAUGGAGGUUCUUAAACAAUAUUUUUAAUGUUAUUUUAUAGAGAGUCCUUUGGUUCAGAUUGGUUUUGGCAAAUGUGUAACAUGAUUUUGGAGAAAUCAAAUAACUCUUGAAUCAUGACAUUUUAAUUCAUUAACACUUCUCUGUUUCAACAAGGAUUUUUUAAAAUUAAAUAAUUUAAUCACACACCACACAGACCAAAAUGAAUGAAGACAACUUUUAUUAGAAAUGUCUUGUAUAGCCAUUACAUCCUUUACAGCAAGGGUCUCAUUUUGCGGCCCGUGGGCCAUUUGCAGCCCACAAGACCAUAUUUUGCGGCCCGCUACCUGACAGCAAAGUUUAGUAUUAAUGUGGACUGCACAUUGUCUACAUUCUCAUAUCUAUAAUGUGAACCUCCGCGACGAUUUCAGUCGAAUCUCAUAUAAGUCUGAUUUUUAUUAUUUUUAUAUAAAUACCUACAGGUUUUGAAGUUGAUUAUAAUGGAAAAUACCUUUUUAAAAUCGGAAAAAAAGGUUUUAUUAGCAUUUUAUGAGAUAAACUUGGCCAAAGUGCAGUUUUCAGAAAACACUCUUCGAAUAUUGUAUAUACAUAUAUCAAAAGUUUUAUAAGUCAGUCGGUAAUACACAACCAUAACUGCAAAUCAUAGCAAUCUGACACAGUAUAAAAAAUCACUAUUAAAAUUGCAGCUAGUUUGUACCAGUGACAUGUGACGGAAGUUCCCAGCCUGACAGCUUGGUCUCGUGAAACGUGAUUUGGGAGUGUUACAGAGAGGAGGGAAAAUAUAUUUUAUCAAACAGUGCAAAUACAUAUUUGUGUCCCCCGACCCCAGUCAUGUCUGUCUCAAAACCUGCUGUGAAGAGAAAGUUGGCGAUGAGCGCAGACAAUUUUAGGAGAAGUGGGAGACAGACUAUUGCUUUGUUGAGCACAGGGGCAUUCCGACGUGCCUUAUAUGCACCGAGAAAGUUGCGGUGCACAAGGAGUACAACAUCAGACGUCAUUAUUUAACCAGACAUGCUGAAGAGUAUGCAAAAUACCAGGGAGAUGAGAGAGAGGCCGGGUUGCUAAACUUAAAACAUGUCUACUGAGGCAGCAUGAUUUUUUUCAAGAAAACAUACAAAGAAAGUGAUGCAGCAGUUGAAGUUGGUUACGUGGUGAGUGAGAUGAUUGCUAUGGCAGGAAAGUCAUUCAAAGAAAGAGAGUUCAUCAAAAAUUGCAAGUUUAGUCUGUCCGGAAAAUAAGGUUCAAUUUAGCAACAUCAGCCUUUCAGCCAACACAGUGGCAGAGCGCAUUUCUGAGCUGUCAGGUGACAUUUAUGAUUAACUGUGCGAGAAAGGUAAACAUUUCAUGCAUACUCAGUCACUCUUGAUGAGAGCUUAGAUGUUACGGACACUGUGUAGCUGGCAUGUCGGUGGUGUUGAUGAUAAUUUUGAAGUGAUGGAAGAGUUGCUCAAAGUGAUUCCAAAGCAUGGCCAGACCACAGCGGCAGGAAUAACAACCGAUGGAGUGCCAUCAAUGACAGGGUAAAUAAAUGGACUCGUGGCACAUUUCAAAGAAAACUGGAAGAGGAGGGUGUGGAAGAGGCCAUUGCACUACACCGCAUUAUCCAUCAGCAGGCCCUUUGCAGCAAAUGCCUGAAGCUUGACAAUGUGAAUUCUGAAGUUGUGAAAUGCAUCAACCAACCACAUCAGAUCCAGGGCACGCUUGAAGCACUUGCAGUUCCCAGUCUUUUUAGAAGAAAUAGAGUCAGCGUAUGAGAAUCUGACCUACUUCACCGAGGUACGUUGACUUAGUAGGGGAGACAUCGUGAAAAUAUUUUGGAGUUGAGAGCAGAAAUCAAAGCCUUCAUGGAGAAGGAUGAGGUGGUUGUUCCUGUACUAAAUGAUCCCAAAUGGCUUAAGGACUUAGCUUUUCUUGUUGACAUUACACAGGAGCUGAAUGUACUCAACAAGAAGUUAAAAGGCCAGGGGCAGCUUGUCAGUGUUGCCUAUGACAAUGUCAGGGCCUUCACUCAAGGCUAAGUUCAGGGAGGUGAAUAGAAAAACAGACAAGCUUGGUCAUUUUAUGAGAGCAUUGUCUUCCACCUUCCCUGAAAUAUCUAGGAUGUUCAAGCAGAUCAUGUGCCUUUUUGGGAGUAACUAUCUGUGUGAAAAGCUCUUUUUCCACUAUGAACUUAAACAAGUCAAAGUUCAGGGCGAAACUUACUGAUGAGCAUCUACAAGCUAUACUGAGGGUCUCAGUUGGUUCCUCACUCAAGCCAAAUGUUGCUCAGUUGUGUAGGAAGAAGCACUGCCAAGGCUUCUGGCAACAAGUAGAAGAAGAAAGUAAGUGAAGCCUAGUUCUUGAGAAGACUUAAAGUUUUAUUUGUUAUUAAUAAAGGUUGAGCAGAUUGUAACAGCUGUACUUGAAUUUGUAAUCACUUUUUUUAAUGGAUUAUUUAAUCCGACCCAGUUUCACUCAGACUCUACCUCCUGCAGCCCCCCCCCCCCCCCCUAAUUUGCGUUUGAGACCCCAAAAGUUUUAUUUGUUAUUAAUAAAGGUUGAGCAGAUUGUAACAGCUGUACUUGAAUUUGUAAUCACUUUUUUUAAUGGAUUAUUUAAUCCGACCCAGUUUCCCUCAGACUCUACCUCCUGCAGCCCCCCCCCCCCCACUAAUUUGAGUUUGAGACCCCUGCUCUACAGUUACACUAGCUUCUUCUUUAACUUUUCUCCUGAUUUAAAAUAUAACUCUUUAAAUAAAAUUGUUUAACUACAAGAAUCUUUGAGGCUUUAUAAUCUUAUUGGUUUCAGUAUUGAUGGGGAAUUUGGUUUUUUAAAUCAUGUCAAGAGUUGAGACCUUAGGCUCAGUAAAAUCAUUUAGGGUUUUUCCUAUCUUGACUUUUUAUGAUCUGCUUUUCAGUCAUUUAAAGAGUUCAAGACUAUUUUUAAUGUUCAUUUCUCUAUGGACACAGUUAAAUGUAAUAGAUGAUUUGCUUUAUUAAAUAACGUCAAACUAAGGAGAUCACCUCUUUUACAUUUUAUGAUGAUCUUAAAAAAUAGACGUCAGCAAAGCUUUGAUAAAAGUUACAAUGAAAGUUCCAGGAAUAUUUCAAUUGGAUAUUUAUGAUUUUGGUUGUGUAAAGUUAUGAUUUUUGAGCUACAAAUUUUUUAUUAUAAAAUAUAUAAUUUCUAUUAAUAUCAAUAAAAAAAUCAACAACCUUUAUUGUAUAAAGCACUUUUGAAAUUAAAUGCUGUAAUUUUUAACACCUGUUUGCAUUCAAACCUAUGAAAGAAUAGUAUGUGUUUAAAAUCAAUUAAAUAAAAAAAGACAUGAACUAAUUUUACUCAAAAUGUUGAACUCUCUACAAGAAAUGUCCAGCUCUAUUAUUGGAUUGUUUUCUGGGAAGGUAAUUUUUUUAUAUUAUCAAUUUAGAAAAAAAGAGCAUUAAAAUUAAUUUGUAGCUAAAAAAAAUUCUCCUAUUUACUUUAAGUUAAUUCAACCUGAUUUAAGUUAAAUCAAUAAAUCAACCUAUUUAGCUGUAUGACAUAACCAUCAGUAUUUAAAUGUGAUUUUUAAACAUGAUAUUAUUUUAUUUGAAUAUUAGUAGGGCCUAAAUGAAUAUUUUUUGAAGAGUUUAACAGACCACCCAGCCGAAGACAGCCUUUGUCCUUCAAGGCAAAAAAUGUUGUUAUAUUACAGUCAACAUUAUUGACCCAGUCUUUUCAAUUUGUAUUAAAUUGUUGGGUCCUUGAAGACAACAUGUUUUCAGUCAAUUACACACUUUCCUGAGAAACAAAUCAUGCUAACCUCAGAGACACAUUAGGUUCAGAUAAUUAUUUUUAUUAAAUGUAAGAAUUCUCUUGAUUCAGGUCAUUAAAUUUGCUUUAUCAUGAGUAUAGGACCCUUUGAAGAUUUUAUUUUCCUGUUAAAUCAGUAUGUACAGUCAUAAAUUCUGUUUGCUUUAUCUGACUGAGCCAUUUCACAGAAUGUUCAGCAGGCCCAGGUGAAUAAUUUGAAUUCAUACAUCAAUGACACAAAAAUUAAUCAAAUUAUGAUUAAUAAAAUCACAGGUAAUCCCCCUCCAUGCACACCACCAGGCACACCACAAACACUGAUUCAUCACACCCAGAUCCUCCAUUGAUUACACUAGGCUUUAAGAAAAAGCUAAUUAAACAAGAGAAAAACAGUGGGUAGGAGAUAUAUAAAACCAGUCAAGGCUUUUAUUGAUUCACAGGCCAAAGAUUGUACAUCCAGUUAGCAGUGCUUAGCUUGCAGAUCUCUUUGCAGUAAGGUGUCAUUUUACAAACUAGGUGUGUGCAGAGCACACAGUUAUCCUCCUCACAUUUACUAGUAGGGCUAUGCUUCCAAUGAUCAGCCCUCAAUUAGAAUUCUAUACAGACUAAUGCAAACUCUAAAUAAAUCUGAACAAAAGACUUGUCCGGAAAUUAAAAUGAUCUUAAUCUAAAACUAAUUCUCAUUUGACUGUCAGUUGUCCUAUUCCAAAAUCCAAAAGUUUCACUUGCAACUGAAGUGGAUGAUGAUGUUCAAUAAUUUUUUAUUUUACAAUAUUUAAUUUCCAUUUAAAAAUUGCUAUGUUAAAUUAGAUCUUACAAGCCAUGGAUUAAAUUUAUGUAGUUGUCAGUGACAAAUGUGUAAAGCAUGUCAUGCAACAAAAUUAUUCAAUAAACAAUAAAAGCAAUUUUUUUUUUGGAAUACUGUUAUGAAGGAACACAGUAUUAUAUCUGUAUUUAUAACUGCAUUGGUUUUUGUAAUGGUGCAAAUGACAUUAGCAUAAAUGAAAACCAGACAUUAGAAUAGAAUUACUUUAUUUCUGGUAACUAAAAGAAGAAAGGGAAAGUGUUGAGUUACUCUAUCUGAAGCUAAACAAACCACAUAUAAACAAAGAACAGCCACGGAGAUUUGUAAAUACUUUACCAUAUUGAAGGGCACAUGCCCAAAUGGCCACUGGAUGUCAGUGAUGAUGAUUUAAUGUUGAACAAAGUUAUGUAAUCUAGUGUACGCUAAACAGUGCCUAUGGUCUAAAUAAGACUAUAAUCAGAGUUAUCAACUAAAUACAAUGUUAUUAACUAUUGUUACAAUGCUAUGAAAUUUGUCAAGUUUCUUUGCACUACUUUAUAAAUAUAGAAAAUUGCUGUUGUAAACUAUAUAUGUUAUAAACACAAAAAUUAUAGUUCAAUUUCAAAAAAAAAUUAAAUGAAAUAUUUAAGAUGUAGAAUUCCUUCCAUCCCAAACUUCUGAGCAUUACAAAAAGAAUCCUCAAAUCAUCUCCCCUGUUGUAGUAACACUUAUUAAAGUCAUAUUUACUCCAUGCUUUAUCUCCAAUGGAGGCAUUGUGCCACUGCAUACCUAGCUUUACAGUUUGAAGAGAAUGUUACACAGUGUUCUACUAAAUUUCUUGUAAGACCAUUAAAAGUAUCUUAAGACCACUUGACUCUAGCUAUUUCUUUAUCUGGCUACUUGAUCCCUCUUGUACUCACUUCUUGUUAGAUGAUGUGCCUGCUCACUUGAAUUAUGGUCUUUCUUUUAACACAUUGGAAGAAGUCAAAUUCUUAAACAUUUAAAUAGCUCAUUUAUUGGUCAAGUUAAAAAUGAACGAAAGUCAAUGUUUUGCUAUUGAUUUAAAGGAAAAAUAUAAUGGUAACAUGAUUUCAAUAAUAUGAGUAACUUAGGUAUCUUAUUUUAUUAUUAUCUUCAGUUUUAUAUGCUCUAAAUUUUUUUGUUAAUGCUAACAUUAAGGUUUUUGCUGGAAUAUCUGUAAAACUGAAUGCAACAUUCCUAGAAAAUCUAUUCUUAGGUCACAUCUGUUGACAUGACAUUGUAACAUUGCUAGCCUGGUAUGCUCUUUAUUAAUAUUCAAUUUUAGCAGAGUGUACCUAGUGAAACUUACCAAGUUGUCUUUGAUCAAGUGCACCAGUAAAAUUUAACAUGUUAUCUUUGAUCUAUCUUUGUUAUCAAGAUUGUACCUAUUAAAAUGACCUGCGGCCCAUUGCUGUUGAAACAAUUAAUUUAGAACAGCAAAUUAAACAUUUCACAGACAAAUGAGAUACAAAUUUAGCUGACAGUAUCCAAACAGGUAUAAGACUCCAAGUUUGAAUUUCUCAUUAUGUCAGCAAUAACUGACUUCAUGUAUCAUUUGUCCUGACCCAGAUUUGGCCAGGUCUUUAAAGUUAUGAGUUGUUGGUGACAAAAGAUACAAUUUUAGAGGACCAGUUGUGUGUGUGUGUGUGGGGGGGGGGCAUACCAUUUUUAUAGUGGGACCGAGUCAUUGAUGACAAAGUCAACAUUUUUAGAGGGCUAAAUUUGGGAAUGAUCCAGUAAAUUGAGGAGAUAGUUGUCUGUGCAAUGUGUCUGUGUACUCAUUGUUGAUGACUAAUAUUGCAAUAAAUUAUCAAAUGAGUUUUUUUUAUUUAUGAAUGAUUGAUUGGUGUCUCUCUCUCUCCACUCCGCCUUGAUAAAUAAGCUUUCUGAAAGAUUAUUGAUUAAAGAUUAAAGUAUUUGUAAUGAUACAGGUACUUGUAGUAGUGUAAUGAUGCAGGUACUUGUAGUAGUGUAAUGAUCCAGGUACUGACAGAGCUGUGUGCACUUGGGGCGCACCUAUCAUGAUAGACUUUGUCAAGCUGUGUGCACUUGGGGCGCACCUAUCAUGACAGACUUUGUCAAGCUGUGUGCACUUGGGGCGCACCUAUCAUGACAGACUUUGUCAAGCUGUGUGCACUUGGGGCGCAUAUAUCAUGAUAGACUUUGUCAAGCUGUGUGCAAUAGGGGCGCACCUAUCAUGACAGACUUUGUCAAGCUGUGUGCAAUAGGGGCGCACCUAUCAUGACAGACUUUGUCAAGCUGUGUGCAAUAGGGGCGCACCUAUCAUGACAGACUUUGUCAAGCUGUGUGCACUUGGGGCGCACCUAUCAUGACAGACUUUGUCAAGCUGUGUGCACUUGGGGCGCAUCUAUCAUGAUAGACUUUGUCAAGCUGUGUGCACUAGGGGCGCACCUAUCAUGACAGACUUUGUCAAGCUGUGUGCAAUAGGGGUGCACCUAUCAUGACAGACUUUGUCAAGCUGUGUGCAAUAGGGGUGCACCUAUCAUGACAGACUUUGUCAAGCUGUGUGCAAUAGGGGUGCACCUAUCAUAACAGACUUUGUCAAGCUGUGUGCAAUAGGGGCGCACCUAUCAUGACAGGCUUUGUCAAGCUGUGUGCAAUAGGGGCGCACCUAUCAUGACAGACUUUGUCAAGCUGUGUGCACUUGGGGCGCACCUAUCAUGACAGACUUUGUCAAGCUGUGUGCACUUGUUCAGUUUUCAUAUCAACCCUAUAUGCGUACCUCUAUUUCGGUGUCCACCGAGCUACGCCCCUGACAAGUCAUUUGCCCGUUAUUCAUCCCCUGAGCUCUCAAGGCAAUGUGCCCCGCUGAUCAAGGUGUCAUUUGCCCGUUGUUCAUCACCUGAGCUCUCAAGGCAAUGUGCCCUGCUGAUUAAGUUGUCAUUUGCCCGUUGUUCAUCACCUGAGCUCUCAAGGCAAUGUGCCCUGCUGAUUAAGUUGUCAUUUGCCCGUUGUUCAUCCCCUGAGCUCUCAAGGCAAUGUGCCCCGCUGAUCAAGGUGUCAUUUGCCCGUUGUUCAUCACCUGAGCUCUCAAGGCAAUGUGCCCUGCUGAUUAAGUUUUCAUUUGCCCGUUGUUCAUCACCUGAGCUCUCAAGGCAAUGUGCCCUGCUGAUUAAGUUUUCAUUUGCCCGUUGUUCAUCACCUGAGCUCUCAAGGCAAUGUGCACCUCUGAUCAAGGUGUCAUUUGCCCGUUGUUCAUCACCUAAGCUCUCAAGGCAAUGUGCCCUGCUGAUUAAGUUUUCAUUUGCCCGUUGUUCAUCACCUGAGCUCUCAAGGCAAUGUGCCCUGCUGAUUAAGUUUUCAUUUGCCCGUUGUUCAUCACCUGAGCUCUCACCUGAGCUCUCAAGGCAAGGUGCACCUCUGAUCAAGGUGUCAUUUGCCCGUUGUUCAUCACCUGAGCUCUCAAGGCAAGGUGCACCUCUGAUCAAGGUGUCAUUUGCCCGUUGUUCAUCACCUGAGCUCUCAAGGCAAUGUGCCCCGCUGAUCAAGGUGUCAUUGCACGUUUGUUCCAUUGUGGUCUGCACUGUCAGACACAUCCACCUUUGAGUACGCAGCUAUGGGCUAUCUAGGGGGUAGGGUUGGUGGCUGUGUUUAGUUUGGUUAGGCCAUGUGGCGGCAUACUUUUUUGAGCAAGGCAAGGAGCAAUUUUUACACAUUGUAUCUUUUGACACUUUAACAAAAAAAUGUUUUGGGAAGAGGUCUAGGCCAUAGUUGCCUGUGUCCAUAUUGGAACUGUCAUCCAAUGGAUCCAUCAGCGUAUUAGCCAGUCAGUAAGACUGAACUCCCUUGGUUUAAAACACUCUCUUCUUUGAGCUUGGCACUUCUUUGAUUUUGUCCGUAUCGUGUUGUGCUAUGUGCCAGAAGUCAUUCGUUGAAGAGAGUUGUAGGGUCUUCGUCAUUGCCCUUGUCAUCUUUUUCUUUCUCUGCUUCUGCUGGCUAAUGAACUUUGCUCUAUUCGUUUACACACUUAAGUUAUAUAUGACUUCCAGUUUCUCCACUAGGUUCUAUCAAAUCUCCCCUUCUCUUCAACUUCCCUCAAAUGUCCAGUUUCUCCCCUUCCCUUUCCUCAAAUGUCCAGAUUUCUCCCCUUCCCUUUCCUCAAAUGUCCAGUUUCUCCCCUUCCCUUUCCUCAAAUGUCCAGAUUUCUCCCCUUCCCUUUCCUCAAAUGUCCAGUUUCUCCCCUUCCCUUUCCUCAAAUGUCCAGUUUCUCCCCUUCCCUUUCCUCAAAUGUCCAGAUUUCUCCCCUUCCCUUUCCUCAAAUGUCCAGAUUUCUCCCCUUCCCUUUCCUCAAAUGUCCAGUCUCCCCAUGCCCCUUCACGAAACGUCCAGUAUUCCCAUGUUUUGUCUGGCCUUCUCUCUUGUGCGUUCUUUUCGAUAAUCCAUCAUUUUAGCAAUACAAAUUGUAAGCCACUUCUCUAGAUCUAUGUAUCCUGCUCCACCAUUCCAUCAACAUAGAGCUCUUUUAUCCUGUCCCACAAAGACAUCAAUAUAGAACUCUGUAUCUCGCUCCAUAAUUGUAGAUCUCCACCAGGCCAUCACUUUAAAUUUCUGUAAACUUGCUCCUCCAAUCUUUCAAUACAUAUUUCUAUAACCUUGCUCCGCCAUUCCAUCCCUUUUGAUUUCUGUAACCUUGCUCCACCAAUCCAUCACUAUAGAUCUCCGUAUCCCACUCCACCUAUCCAUUAAUAUAGAUCUCUUAGCAUGCUCCACCCAGCCAUUAAUAUAGAUCGAUUAUUGUGCUCCACCCAACCUCUGGGUUAAGCACUGCGAAAUUCGUUGAAAUGUGUUUGUUAAAAACAGCAACCUUUCUAUAGACUUAGUGGGUCUGGCCAACACCUCCAUACCCCCCCCCCCACCCCCCAGCCGUGACAGUUUAGUAUUGAUCAAGAUUCUUACGUUGAAUCAAUGGUGCUCAAGGGCAACCCUUUUGUACGCUUUUGGUACACACUGUACAGUAGCAUGUUUAAACGCUCAACUCGAGUGUGCAGGUCUUUUUAUGUCUACAAUUAGGGACUUAUCAAUCAAGUAAACAACCCUGAGCCCGGUCGUAUUCUGCAAGCCAUCAAAGUAGUCUUAGCAUGUCGUGCUGUCUUUGGUUGACACCCACCAUAACAACUGUUGGAUAGUCCAUAAGUAGACCAGAGAAUUGAGCGAGUCAGCAUAUCUCUAUAGGCAACUGAAUGGCCUAUCACUGUCAUUCAAACCUUACUUUGCCUGGCCGCUCAGUGAUUCGAUAACCGUAUACAGAAUGGAAUACACAACUGAGACUGAGGGGGUGGCUGCAUGAUAAAAAAAAUAAAAAUUCCUGUCUUACCACGACAUGUGUCUACAUUCACUGUCUUACCACGACAUGUGUCUAAAUUCACUGUCUUACCACCACAUGUGUCUACAUUCACCGUCUUACCACGACAUGUGUCUACAUUCACUGUCUUACCACGACAUGUGUCUACAUUCACUGUCUUAGAACGACACAUGUGUCUACAUUCACUGUCUUACCACAUGUGUCUAAAUUCACUGUAUUACCACAUGUGUCUACAUUCACUGUCUUACCACGACAUGUGUCUACAUUCACUGUCUUACCACAUGUGUCUACAUUCACUGUCUUACCACGACAUGUGUCUACAUUCACUGUCUUACCACGACAUGUGUCUACAUUCACUGUCUUACCACAUGUGUCUACAUUCACUGUCUUACCACGACAUGUGUCUACAUUCACUGUCUUACCACAUGUGUCUACAUUCACUGCCUUACCACGACAUGUGUCUACAUUCACCGUCUUACCACGACAUGUGUCUACAUUCACUGUCUUACCACGACAUGUGUCUACAUUCACUGUCUUAGAACGACACAUGUGUCUACAUUCACUGUCUUACCACGACAUGAGUCUAAAUUCACUGUAUUGCCACAUGUGUCUACAUUCACUGUCUUACCACGACAUGUGUUAACAUUCCCCGUCUUACCCAAAUGUGUUAACAUUCCCCGUCUUACCCAAAUCUGUUAACAUUCCCCGUCUUACCCAAGUCUGUUAACAUUCCCCGUCUUACCCAAAUGUGCGCCUCCACUCCAUGUCUUAUGUGUCUUCACUCGGUCUUAGCUCAAUUUGUCUUCACUCUGUCUUAGCUCAAUAUGUCUUUUUAAGAAAUUCCCCUCCCCACUGACCUUGAAAUGGAUCCAUUUAUUUCCUUCCAAUGUCUACGGCUUCUCUCCCCUCAAUGACAGACCUUUCCUUCCAAUGUCUACGGCUUCUCACCCCUCAAUGACAGACCUUUCCUUCCAAUGUCUACGGCUUCUCUCCCCUCAAUGACAGACCUUUCCUUUCAAUGUCUACGGCUUCUCUCCCCUCAAUGACAGACCUUUCCUUUCAAUGAGUCAUUCGGUCCAGAAACUCUCCACUUCCCGGUGUCCGCUGUGCAAUACGCCACAGAGCACCAUGGUACAACUAAUGAUAAGGUCAACAUGUCACGUUGUUGUAAUACAUGCUGGGAUUAUGGGGCGGUACAAUAAGUCAAUGGUUCCCAUAAGCUGUACACUAAGUUAUGUUGUGUGUUCACAACUUAUAACAUGUACACAAUCAUUGCACAGCUUAUAACAUGUACACAACCAUUGUACAACUGUAUAACAUGUAUACAACAAUUUUACAGCUUAUAACAUGUGCACAACCAUUUUACGACUAUAUAACAUGUGCACCACCAUUGAACAACUAUCUAACAUGUACACAACCACUACACUUGACUUUGUGACUAAUGCAUAUGUUUGCAUACGUUCAUGAUGCCGAUGCUAUAUGUUGUGACAGUGACAGCUGCUAUUCUGUAGUUUAUGUUGUGUGCUAUUGUGCAUACACUACACACCGAAACAAAAGCCCUUCAGCCCUGGUGACCCAGUGAAUGUGUCAUCAGCUAAGCCUCUAGUCAACUUCUAUUUUCAGAGAUAUGGAUACAUUUGGCUUACUGUUUAUUGCUUUAUACAGAAUAUAUAUAUAUAUAUAUAUAUACACAUACGAUGUAUAUAAAGAUGUAUUGACACCCCCUCCCGCCUCAUAAGAGUACCUAUAAUUUAUAAUUGAAGAUGUUUAGACAACGUUCAAAUAUAAGGUAUAUAUUCUUUAAAAUCAAUAAAAUAGAUUCUGGAGCCAAUAAUGGUUUCCACACAUUAUUUGGUUAGUCCCGUCCCCCCCCCCCUUCUUUCCUGUGUAUUACAAUGUCAGCUCAUUUGGGCAGGUAAAGAAACGGUUUUUGGAGAACUCUUCUUUGCUGAUGACUGUGCCCUAAGCUCUAAAUGCAAGCUCGGGACUGAAAUUGCAGCAAAUACUUGAUCGCUUUGCUAAGGCCUGCGACAACUACGACCUCGCCAUCAGUACGAACCCCCCCCCCCCCCCCCCCCCCCCCCCCCCCCCCCCCCCCCCCCCUUUCCUCCCAAUCUUGCACCAGCCAGGUCCAGUGAAAGCUUUCAAAGCACCUAAAAUAUCAGUAAAGGGACAUACUCUCCAAGCAGUAGAAACAUUCACAUAUUUGAGCGGCGCCAUUUCUAGGCCAGCAACUAUAGAUGCCGAGAGCAAUAAACGAAUUUCCAAAACAGAUGUUGCAUUUGGCGUGCUCCGCAGGAGUGUGUGGGAGUGAAGGAGUCUCGGUCUUGUCAUUAAGCUGAAUGUAUAAGGGCAAUCGUAUUAACAUCACUCCUAUGUGCUAGCGAGACGUGGACAGUGUACAGCAGACACGCUAGACAGCUAAACCAUAUCCACCUAAGAUGGCAGGACAGAGUCACUGAUACAUUUGUGUCAGCCAGAGGCGUAGCUAAGAGUGUUUGGCGCCCGGGGACAAGAUUCAUUUUAAAGCGCCUUAUUUUCUUGUUUUAACUCUCAAACCCAUUAUUUUAAUCAAUAAAAUAAUAUCAAAGCACAAUUUGGCGCCCCUCACUAGCUGGCGCCUGGGUACUGCCCCCCCCCCACUUUCGCUACGCCUCUGGUAUCAGCAUUCACACGCUCUUACAAAAAGGACAAGCCAGAUGGACAGAGCAUGUCGCUAGAAUGUUCAUUGUUCGGUGAACUCUCCAAUGGGAAAUGAAACGCUCAGUUAGUGGGCAGAAAACCGCUUCACUUAAAUCCAUCGACAUUGAACUUGAUUCUUGGGGGACACUUGCCACGGACCGCACAAAUAAGCUGACGUGGCAGACUCACUUUCGGAACAAAAUCCUCCAAAAAAUAAGCUGUCGUGGUAGACUCAUUAUCGGGGUGAAGUCCUCAGUGAAUAAGCUGACGUAGCAGACUCACUGUCGGAACAAAAUCCUAAAUAAAUAAGCUGGCGUGGCAGACUGACUGUCGGAACAAAAUCCUAAAUAAAUAAGCUGGCGUGGCAGACUUACUGUCGGAACAAAAUCCUCAGAGAAAAAGCUGACGUGGCAGACACACUGUCGGAACAAAAUCCUAAAUAAAUAAGCUGGCGUGGCAGACUUACUGUCGGAAAAAAAACUCAGAGAAUAAGCUGGCGUGGCAGACUCGCUGUCGGAGGGAAAUCCUCAGAGAAUACCACUACACCACAUUGUGACCAACACAGACACAUUUCCAUCACCAAACCAGUGUGGCCAACAUAGACAUAUAUUUCAACCGCUACAACUACAACACAAUGUGACCAACAUAGACACACAUCCCAACCACUACAACUACAACACAAUGUGACCAACAUAGACACACAUCCCAACCACUACAACUACAACACAAUGUGACCAACAUAGACACACAUUUCAACCACUACAACUAAAGUACAAUGUGACCACCACAGACACACAUGUCAACCACUACAACACAAUGUGACCAACACAGACACACAUGUCAAUCAUUACAACACAAUGUGACCAACACAGACACACAUGUCAACCACUACAACACAAUGUGACCAACAUAGACACGCAUGUCAACCACUAAAACACAAUGUGACCAACACAGACACCCAUGUCAACCACUACAAGACAAUGUGACCACCACAGACACACACGUCAACCACUACAACACAAUGUGACCACCACAGACACACAUGUCAACCACUACAAGACAAUGUGACCAACACAGACACACAUGUCAACCACUACGACACAAUGUGACCACCACAAACACACAUGCCAACCACUACAAGACAAUGUCAACCACUACAACACAAUGUGACCACCACAGACACACAUGUCAACCACUACAAGACAAUGUGACCAACACAGACACACAUGUCAACCACUACAAGACAAUGUGACCACCACAGACACACAUGUCAACCACUACAAGACAAUGUGACCAACACAGACACACAUGUCAACCACUACAACACAAUGUGACCACCACAGACACCCAUGUCAACCACUACAAGACAAUGUGACCAACACAGACACACAUGUCAACCACUACAAGACAAUGUGACCACCACAGACACACAUGUCAACCACUACAAGACAAUGUGACCAACACAGACACACAUGAUAUGCAUCACCCCGCCCCACGGGGACUAUGAAGUCAAAAUCUUUCAAAGAUAAUCUCUACGAGCGUUUAAUGGCGUGUGUGGAGGGGCGACCUGGGGAGGUGGGGGGGGGGAGGGGGUGCAAGGUCACGACUAUAUACCCCUGGUGUUCAAUGUUCAUAACAAUAUUUUCUUGUGGCAUUUUCUGAACUGAAGAUUUUAUGGACCUCGUCUGUCUAUUUAGUCAGCUACAACUGUUAUAAAACAUUGCUGUAAGUGAAGUCUGGUUAGACAUUCCAUUUCUUUCACUCAGCUGUUACACAGCCAUCAUGUACCGUGAGCUAGAAUGUGGACAGCAUGUAGACUGUCAGAAUAUGGUCAGUCUGUAGUGAGAAUUGUAAGAGAAUCCCAAGUUUAUAUUUAUAGCACACCGUGGCGCUGUGUAGUGUGUAGCUGUGCGAUGUGCUCUCUGUUGACUGUUGUCACUUCUGAGACGGCUCUACUAGACUAGAGAUAUUCUGCUGUCACACGGGUGUAUUACAUGCAUGUGUAUGGGAAUUGUGAUGAGGGAAAGAAAAGACCCGCUGGCUGAUUGUGUCUUUAAAUCAGUAACCAGCUUCUAAUGGCCCAUGCUUUUGACCAGGUUUCGUCGGUAUGUUUUUUAAAAUCAAUAUUUAUCGAUUAAUUGGUACUAAUUGAACAGUGAGACAAACUUAGCCCAAGUGUAUCUGAUGUCCAUCACAUUCUUAGUGUUAUGUGUGUCAGACAACUCAAUUGUUUUAUGCGCAUAGACAAAAAAGUAAGAGAUUACAUCACUAGUAUUACAUGAUGAAAUAUUUAUCUUUUUUUGUUACAUGUGAAUUCAGUUUUGCUCCUUGUGCAGUAAGAUAAGUCAUUAUUGUAUACCAGUGCAGUAAGAUAAGUCAUUAUUGUUAUACCAGUGCAUUAAGAUAAGUCAUUAUUGUUAUACCAGUGCAGUAAGAUAAGUCAUUAUUAUACAAGUGCAGUAAGAUAAGUCAUUAUUGUUAUACCAGUGCAUUAAGAUAAGUCAUUGUUAUACCAGUGCAGUAAGAUAAGUCAUUAUUGUUACACCAGUGCAGUAAGAUAAGUCAUUAUUGUUACACCAGUGCAGUAAGAUAAGUCAUUAUUGUUACACCAGUGCAGUAAGAUAAGUUAUUAUUGUUACACCAGUGCAGUAAGAUAAGUCAUUAUUGUUACACCAGUGCAGUAAGAUAAGUCAUUAUUGUUAUACCAGUGCAGUAAGAUAAGUCAUUAUUGUUACACCAGUGCAGUAAGAUAAGUCAUUAUUGUUAUACCAGUGCAGUAAGAUAAGUCAUUAUUGUUGUAGGAGGCACUCAGCUUGAAUUCUUCUUAUUUCAUCCCCCCCCCUAGAUUUUAAAAUUCAUUUAUAUUUUUGGAGAAAAAAAUGUGCUGUACAACAUACAUGCAAUAUGAUUUGAUAGUUAGCUUUUACUUUACUGUCAUGUGAUGUCAGUGAUGUGUCUGUCUUUUGCUCCACUUGUUUCAAACACUUGACAAAUGGCACUUGAAAAGUUUCACAAGAAAUUUAACAACAACUGAACUCUGAAAUACAACUACAUCACAUUUUCAUUUCUUGGCAACUUCAAGGGAUGUAACUAGAUUAAUAAUUGAAAAUUAGAUUUAAUAAAGUUGCCUUCCUGUCCCUUGAUAAGAAAAAGCUGUCAAAUUUGGAACUACAAAUACAUGAAAUAUUCUCACCUUUUAUAUUUUGCAGUCAGUAAUUUUAAGGGCCCGCCAGAGUUUGAUAGUAUAAACCCAAUUGCCAGACUAAGCUGUGUACUGAAUUUCCUCUCCCAAUGAUAACUUGCAGAGCAAUGUCUGAAACAAUAAACAAGUCAUUAUCUCAAGUGUAGAAAGAGGUUUGAAGAUUUUUUAACAGUAGUAACCUGAGUGACACUUGUUAACAGACAGUAACACACCAACACAGUAGCUCCGCCUACUCAAACAAUAAAAUAUGUGUUCCCCUGUGUCAGCAGAUUAACAAAUUUCAAUGCGAUACACUUGUAGACACACAAUGGCUCAUCAAGCCACUAGCCGUGCCAACUCAAAAUUCUAACCAUAAAUUAUGUCUCAUGUGACAAUGAAAUCUGAGUUCUACAGGAAGUGUCAUUCCAUCCUUGCUGCACGUUCUGCAAUGGCUGGACCUAGGCCUGCAUUGUGUACACUAGAAUUGUGUAUUGCAAGUUCACAUUAUUGCUGUAGAUUGUAGUUCAAUCACAGCAUUGUAACAUACGUAGAUGAAUUCCAUGUGUGCAUAAACAAUCCAUGAGGAGUGUCACCCUAUUUGACUUGAUUUAUAAUGACUGUAUGCCAUUUAUGAGAAAAUGAGAUGAUGAGAAAACCUAUUUAGCUUUAAAAUAAACUUCUGAGUUUCAUGUUCACAGAAUGUUGGUUUCUGAGAAGGCACAAUGACUAAUGGUGUUUGUUUAGCCAGGUACUAUGCUGUGUGAACAAUAUUUUUAUUGUGUGUUGCAGGCAUCUGGCAAAAUGGACAUCAAUGACUGUCAACAGGUGCCUCAGUUUGAGAAAUCCAAUCCAUUGGCCCAGGUAGGUGCUGGAUCUUAAGGUGUAUCUGUGUCAUCAGCAGGGGCUACAUAUUAAUGUUUCUUUCUGCGUCCAUCAGUAGGAGCUACAUCUUAAUGUCUCUGUCUAUGUCAUUGGUAAGGGCUACAUCUUAAUGUGUCUGUGUCAUCAGUAGGGGCUAUAUGAUAAUGUGUCUGACUUUGUUGGUAGGUGUUAUAUCUUAAUGUCUUAAUGUGUCUGUCUGUGUCAGGUGCUACAUGUUAAUGUGUCUGAAGGUGUUACACCUUAAUGUGUGUCUGUGACAGUACGUGUUACAUCUCAAUGUGUGUUUGGGUUAGUAAGUGCUACAUCAUUAUGUGUCUAUGUCAUAGUUGCUUUAUGUUGAUGUGUCUGUCUGUGUCAGUAGUUGCUGGAUCUUAAUGUGUCAGUAGGUGGUACAUUUGAGUGAGUCUGGCUUUGUCAAAGAUUUUACAUCUUAUUGUGCCUGUCUGUGUCAGCAUAUUGCUGUGUCAGUAGAUGCUACAGCUCAAUGUGUCAGUAGAUGUUACAGCUCAAUGUGUCAGUAGAUGCUACAGCUCAUUGUGUAGUAGGUUCUUCAUCUUAAUGUGUCAUUGUGCCAAAUGUUAAAUUUUAAUGUGUCAUCCAGUGCUUUAGCUUAGGGUGUCAUUUAUUUGUCAGUUGGGGCUACAUCUUUAGUCUUAAUGUGUCCACCUGUGUCAGUCACAGCUAAUGAGUUGGGAACUCCUGGCUUGAGACUGUCCUCUGAUCCUAACAUUUUGGAACCCGUGAUGUAUAUGACUUUUCUCAAUUUCCCUUGGUUCAUCCACUUUUCCUACUAUAUAUGACUUUGCCCUAUAUCCAUGGAACUCCCAUUUCUCUUAAUGUAAAUGACUUUGCCCUAUAUCCAUGGAACUCCCAUUUCUCUUACUGUAAAUGACUUUGCCCUAUAUCCAUGGAACUCCCAUUUCUCUUACUGUAAAUGACUUUUGCUCUAUAUCCAUGGAACUCCCAUUUCUCUUACUGUAAAUGACUUUGCCCUAUAUCCAUGGAACUCCCAUUUCUCUUACUGUAAAUGACUUUGCCCUAUAUCCAUGGAACUCCCAUUUCUCUUACUGUAAAUGACUUUUGCUCUAUAUCCAUGGAACUCCCAUUUCUCUUACUGUAAAUGACUUUGCCCUAUAUCCAUGGAACUCCCAUUUCUCUUACUGUAAAUGACUUUGCCCUAUAUCCAUGGAACUCCCAUUUGUCUUACUGUAAAUGACUUUGCCCUAUAUCCAUGGAACUCCCAUUUCUCUUACUGUAAAUGAUUUUUGCUCUAUAUCCAUGGAACUCCCAUUUCCCUUACUGUGUUUGACUUUUCUCUAUAUUCCUAGGUCCCUCCACUUCCCCUGCUGUUAGGCGAGUAUCCUGUGCUGGUGUCCCAGACUGCUGAUGGUAAUGCCAUGAUCACCAACUUCAGGUUCUGUGUGUGUGAGCGUCACUCCUUCAUCAAUAUUCCUCUGAUGAUGGUGUCAGACUUGCUGGUCAUCGAGGCAGCCAAACGUCUGCGUGUGGGUUGUAAGGAUGGUGCCACAUACAGGUAUCAACUUGUCUUACUUUCACUCACAAGACCAUUGAGCAGAUUUUAUUUUAUGUUCAUCCCAUAAUCUGAUCCUUUUCUUUAACUGUUUUAUUCAUCAAAUAUCUCUGGUCCAUCUAUCAUAUACCUCUAAGCUGAUUUAUCAAGUACAUUCACAUUGGAUUCAUUUGGGCCUGUGAAUACAAUUUUCUUUCAGCUGCACGUUUGCAACUGCUGAAGACUGCAAUCAGUGUACAUCACUACUACGUGAAAGGACUGGCCAGCCCACCACUGCUAAGAAACUGUUUGCAUACACUUUCUAUCGACUUGUGCAGCAGAAAGAAAAAUCUACCGGCCAGUUGUCUGUGUCAGAGGUCCAGCAAAUCUCUCUUUGUCAACCAGGUAUUUGUCACUUGUACUGCUUAAUUAUAUUUUUUACUGUUCAGGAUGUAGUGUAUUUAGUGUAUUUUUGGAUGUUCAGGUGGCAGUACUACUUUAGUGUAUUUUUGGAUGUUCAGGAGGCAGUACUACUUUAGUGUAUUUGUGGAUGUUCAGGAGGCAGUACUACUUUAGUGUAUUUUUGGAUGUUCAGGAGGCAGUACUACUUUAGUGUAUUUUUGGAUGUUCAGGAGGCAGUACUACUUUAGUGUAUUUUUGGAUGUUCAGGAGGCAGUACUACUUGAGUAUAUUUUCAGAUCUCCAGCACUUUAUUAACCAGGUAAAUUAUUUUCAUAUUUUUUAUCUCUUCUAAUGUGUGUAGUGUCAAAAUUAAAAUGAUUCCAUCUCUCUCAAGGUGAUGACAAGUUCUCUUACACAUUCGGCAAGGAAGUUACACGGCUUGGAUUUGACACCAGCAGAAAAAAAAUCUGGAGAAUGAGUUCUGCCAAUGAGAGAUAUGAGUGAGUGAUUUGUAUUAUGGGAGUGACUGAAUUUGUGUGUGCCACAUAUCCCAAUUAGUAUUGAUAUAUUGAACUAUGGUUCUGUUGGCCAGGUUUUGUGCCACAUAUCCCAAUUAGUAUUGAUAUAUUGAACUAUGGUUCUGUUGGCCAGGUUUUGUGCCACAUAUCCCAAUUAGUAUUGAUAUAUUGAACUAUGGUUCUGUUGGCCAGGUUUUGUGCCACAUAUCCCAAUUAGUAUUGAUAUAUUGAACUAUGGUUCUGUUGGCCAGGUUUUGUGCCACAUAUCCCAAUUAGUAUUGAUAUAUUGAACUAUGGUUCUGUUGGCCAGGUUUUGUGCCACAUAUCCCAAUUAGUAUUGAUAUAUUGAACUAUGGUUCUGUUGGCCAGGUUUUGUGCCACAUAUCCCAAUUAGUAUUGAUAUAUUGAACUAUGGUUCUGUUGGCCAGGUUUUGUGUCACAUAUCCCACUUAGUAUUGAUUUAUUGAACUAUGGUUCUGUUGGCCAGGUUUUGUGCCACAUAUCCCACUUAGUAUUGAUUUAUUGAACUAUGGUUCUGUUGGCCAGGUUUUGUGUCACAUAUCCCACUUAGUAUUGAUAUAUUGAACUAUGGUUCUGUUGGCCAGGUUUAGUGCCACAUAUCCCACUUAGUAUUGAUUUAUUGAACUAUGGUUCUGUUGAUCAGGUUUUGUGCCACAUAUCCCAAGGAUCACAUUCUACCUGCAACCUAUGAGGAUGACAAACUCAAGUCCAGCCUGGACUUCAGGGCAAUGAAAAGAUUUCCAUCUGUUGUUUGGAGGUGAGAACUUUUAUCAAGUUCAACAUUGUCGUGGUGUCUGUGAAUGUCAGAUGGAUUUUAUGCAUGACUGGAUUUUAAGACAGAUGUAUUUGUCUGCAAUUCUUUAUUUGUAUUUUGAUGCUGUUGACAUUCAGAUCCAACUAUUACUAUAUUUUGUACUAUAACACUAUAAGUCGGGCUCAAAUGUAUUAGACAACUCAGUUGUAAUUAAGAUCAAUGCCAUUUGACAAAUUGAUAGCACAUUAUUUCAUAUAAAUUCAUUAGGUAUUUUUAUAAUGAUGUAAUUUAUAUAAAAGCAUUAGACAAGUUGUAAUAUAAUUUAUCCAGGGACAAGUCAUCGGGUGUUGUUCUUAUCCGAAGUAGCCAACCACUGUCCAGCUUCCUUGGUCUCAGCUACUUCCACAACCCAGCCGAUGUGGCUCUCCUUGAGGACAUUGUACAGGCCUGUAACAAGUAAGAUUUCAACCUUCCAUAUCUCACAACAUUGACACAUAUGAAAGUAAGAUUUCAACUUUUCAUUUUUCACAAAGUCAACUGUAAUAAUACUUCAUCCAUAAACGAAGCACCCCUGAUGUAACGCAUACAAAAAAAAUUUAGAUACUCUUGUAAGACAUCUUCAAAAUUCGUGACACUUGUUACUCCUAGAUGCCACACGUCGUUUAUGGAGUUCCCCCAAGUACAAUUUCACCUUUCCUUAUCGCACAACAUCGUCACCUGUAAGAAGUACAAUUUUUACCUGUUCAUAUCUCUUAAAAUGUCACCAGUAGUAAGUUGCAUUGAUCUAGCUAACAUGAUAUCAUCGAUUGAUUCCACAGGGAAAGGGAUUAUCUGGCAGCUGAGGAACAAACUCGAGUCGGAAAGGCUCUUCUUGAGCAGGGUGAAACUUUGUCAGCUAUACAGAGCAGAGGAAUGGGAGGUAACUGCCAAACAAACUCUUGUAACGAGGAGGUCUCUCUUUCUUCAAUGUUAAAUGACACAGUAAACUGGGAGAUUGAAAAUGAUCCCGAAGUGGAUGGUAAUAUCCAGAGUUUUAUCUUGAUGUCCUAGCACCCUCCUCACCUGUGCUUCCUGGAGUUGGGCAUCACUUCUCAUAUCUUGAUAUAAGGAGUAGAAACAAACCCCUUUAAUUUUUAUCUUUAAUUUUUUUCCUUUUUUACCUUUUUUAUUUUUUUCAUUUUUCUCUACUCCCUAUUGAUGGAACUAUGUUGUUGUUCGUUCGUUGAAGUCGACUAGGACCAUCGGGUCAUCCAAAGGUUAGGGGGAGGUUGGGUUAUGGUGAGCUUGUAGGUGGUUUGCUAGACCGAUCUGUGCUCUGAAUAAUCUUUGGCACUGCGGGCAGGGGAUAGUUGCUUCAGACGGUGACCUAAUGUUGCUCUUUCGGGCAAGCCUGCGUGUCUCAGCUGUGGACAUCCUAUUAGCUUCAUGGGAUUUAGCCCCCUUCUAGACAGAAGCUCUCCACCUGGCUCUGUCCUGGGCUGUCUGCACCCAUUGAGUAGGGUUUAUGCUGAAGGCCGUUAGUGCCACUUUCAGUGAGUCUUUGUAACGCUUUUUUUGACCUCCUUGGGAGCGCUUGCCUAUCAUGAGUUCUCCGAAGAAUAUCUGUUUUGGGAGCCGGUGGUCUUCCAUACGGGCUACAUGUCUCAUCCAACAGAACUGAGACUGCAUCAGAGUGGUGAAGAUACUAGGUAGGUUCGCUCUAGUGAGGACCUCGGUGUCGGGGAAUUUGUCUUGCCACCUGAUGCAGAGGAGUUUCCUGAGGCAGGUUGUGUGAAAAUGAUUCAUUUUCUUAGCGUGACGCUGGUAGACUGUCCACAUUUCACAUCCGUAGAGCAGUGACGGGAGGACUGCUGCGCUAUAGACCUUGAUCUUCGUUUCUCGAGUGCUGUGGAGCCUGCCAAAUAUGGCACUAGCUUUUGUGAGUGGCAUUCAUUUCAUCAUCCAUGACGACAGAUCUAGAGAGGGUGCUGCCCAAGUAAGUAGAUUUAUCCACCAGGUUGAGACCCUGCCCACUGAUGAUGAUGUUGGGUUCAACAUAGGGCUUACUGGGAGCUGGCUGAUACAUCACCUCAGUCUUCUUUGUGUUGAUUGUGAGGCCAAAUUUGUUGCAGGCCUCAGAGAAGAUAUCAACGCUGUGUUGCAUGACGGCUUCUGAGGGAGCAUUUAGGGCACAAUCAUCUGUAAACAGAAGCUCGUUGAUCGUUUUAUGUUUGACCUUGGUGUUAGCUUGAAGCCUCCUAAGGUUAAAUACUGAUCCAUCAGUACGAAACCGGAUUGGCAAGCCCAUGGUGGAGUCCUUAAACGCUUCAGACAGCAUUGCGGAAUACAUAAUACUGAAGAGUGUGGGACCAAGAACACAAACCUGCUUUACACCCUUUGUGAUGAGGAAUGCUUGAAAUGACUGACCUGCACUCGGGCCAUCAUGCAGCUGACAGAUGAUGUUGGUGAACUUGUCUGGGCAUCCGUACUUCUUCAUGAUUUUCCACAGGCCACCUCUCUUGACCCUGUCAAAGGCCUUAUUCAAGUCGAUAAAUGUAGAAUAUAGUUCUGUAUUUUGCUCCUGGCAUUUCUCUUGAAGCUGCCUAGCAGCAAACACCAAAUCGAUAGUUCCGCGUUUUUUGCGGAAACUGCAUUGACUUUCGGGUAGGAGAUCCAGCUCCAGAUGUACAUUCAAGCGGUUCAGAAGGGCUCGGGCCAAGAUCUUGCCUGCGAUGGACAGUAGUGAAAUUCCGCGGUGAUUGUCGCAGACCUGUCGGUUUCCUUUGUGUUUGCACAGGUGGAUAAUGGAGGCAUCUUUGAGGUCCUGUGGUACAGUUUCCGUCUGCCAGAUGAUCUGGAAUAGAAGCAAUAGCUUAUCCGUCAGCCCUGGUCCACCCUGUUUGUAGAUUUCGGCAGGAAUCAUAUCGGGGCCAGGUACUUUGCCAUUGGACAUUUGGCGGAUUGCUGUCUGUAUCUCAUCAAAAGUUGGGACGGCAUCUAGUGACUUGUUCGUUGGGACCUGAGUGAGUCUUUCAAUGGCCUCAUCAUUAAUGAUGGAAGGCGUAUUUAGCACACUUUCAAAGUGUUCCACCCAUCUUUCCAAGAUUUUCUCUUUGUCUGUGAUGAGUGUAGAACCGUCUGCACUAAGGAGAGGGGAAGAGCCUGAUGUGGCAACUCCAUAGAUUUCUAUCAGGCCACGGUAGAAGUUUUUGUCUGCAAAACUCUGAAUUUCAUCAGCUUUUGCAUUCAACCAGGAAUCUUGCAUCUGGCGCUCACGACAUCCUCGGUAAACAUCACCCAAACCGAAAACCAUGGGUGACAGCUGACAUACUUGAUCUGUGUGAUAAAUGGAGGCAGUUAAAGAAAACAAAAAUGGUGGGCCAUUAAAUAUAGGACAGUUAACCAAGCCAUCAAAAAAGCUAAGAAAAGGGCAAAGAAGAACUGGAUUGAAGAGCAAUGCUACGACAUUGAAAACUGCUUGAAGAAAAACAAUAGCAAAAAAGCUUACCAGUUGGUGAAAGAACUAACCACUGCAAAACAAGGGCGUAGGUUGCCAUACAGGAUAAAAAUGGUAAAUGUUUGACCGAAGAAAAUGAUAUCAUCAAACGAUGGACUGAAUACUGUUCAGAGCUUUAUAAUGAAAGUAUAAAGAUAGACCCAGAGAUCCUUAAUGUCCCUCCAGCAACAGACAAUGAUAACUACCCUAUUCUCCGCGCAGAACUAGAAACAGCAGUCCAGGCACUCCAAACAGGAAAGGCCGCAGGAGUUGAUAAUGUCCCUGCUGAGUUGAUGAAACAAGGAGGAGAAGCAAUGAUAAGUGGGAUAAGUGAUUCAAUAUUUGUAACAAAAUCUGGCUUACAGGAGAAUGGCCCAAACCAUGGACCCAAUCACUCAUCGUCACCCUCCCCAAAAAAGGUAACCUACAGCUAUGCCAAAACUAUCGCACAAUUAGCCUAAUAAGCCAUCCAAGCAAGGUCAUGCUGAAGAUCAUAUUGAACCGACUAAAACCAUAUGCCGACAGAAUCAUUGCUGAAGAACAGGCGGGCUUCAGACAAGGAUGGGGCACUACUGAGCAGAUUCUAAACCUCCGAAUACUAUGUGAGAAAUAUGCUCAACACCAACAAAAUCUAUACCACGUCUUUGUUGACUUCAAGAAAGCAUUUAACAGGGUUUGACAUGCUGCUUUAUGGGCCAUCAUGAGGCACUAAAACAUCAACACAAACCUAAUCAGCAUGAUAUGCAACCUCUAUGAUAAGGCCACCAGUGAAGUCUUCCUCAACAACAACAUCGGAGAAUGAUUCUAGACCACGGUCGGAGUACGACAAGGCUGCCUGCUCUCCCCCACCCAAUUCAACAUCUUCCUAGAGAGAAUUAUGUCCGAUGCUCUGGAAGCACAUGAAGGGACAGUCAGCAUUGGUGGCAGAACAAUCACCAACCUACGCUUUGUGGACGACAUAGACGUGCUGGCUGGGAACGAAGAAGAGCUAGCCGACCUGGUAAAGCGUCUCGAUAAGACCUUGUCGUCCUACGGCAUGCUAAUCAAUGCCGAAAAGAUAAAACUGAUGACAAAUAAUACCGCAGGCAUCACCACUGAAAUUAAGGUCGGGGAGGAAAGAUUAGAGACUGUCGGCCGCUUCAAAUACCUAGGAGCAACAGUCUCAGAAGAAGGCUCCAAGCCCGAACUGAUGCCCAGGAUUGCGCAGACUACAACAGCACUAAAAAAGCUCAAGAAAAUAUGGAAUGACAAAAAUACAGCGCCCAGCACCAAAAUCAGGCUGAUGCGCUCAUUAGUCCUCUCCAUUUUCCUGUAUGCCUGCGAAUCCUGGACAGUAACAGUCGAUCUUGAAAGGAAAAUAAAGGCGAUGGAGAUGAGAAGCUUCAGAAUAAUUUUUGGCAUCUGCUAUAGGGACCAAAGCUUACAUGAUACAGUGAAAGAAAGGGUUCGUCAGGCAAUUAGGGAGUACGAUGACCUACUGGUGACUGUGAAAAAACGCAAAUUACAAUGGUACGGCCACGUAACAAGGAAUCAAGGGCUUGCCAAAGAAAUAUUGCAGGGCACCACAAGAGAAGGGAGAAGAAGUGGAAGACAAAGAAAAAGAUGGGAGGAUAACAUCAAAGAGUUGACAGGACUAACACUGGGCGAUGCAGUGCGUAGAGCUGAAGACAGAGAGGAAUGGAGGAGGAUGGUUCACAUGUCAUCUGUGGCGCCCCAACGGUUCAAGGACUAAGGGACAUGAGGAUGAGGAUUGAGGUAUCUGGACCUUGCUGCGGAUGCUCCUAAGAGCAUCUGUCUUUGCUGUUGACAUUGGGUCAUCAUGGAGGGCCUUGUACGCCCGACCCUUUUGCUCAAGUAGCAUUUGGAUUGCUGUGUUGUUUUCGUCAAACCAAUCCCUGUGUUUCCUCAUAGAGGGUCCGAGGCGCUCAGCGGCUCUGUUAUAGACUGUCUCACGAAGCGUGGUCCACGCUUUUUCCACAUCCUGGUUGUCCAUUGUGAUUGUAUCAAGGCAUUGAUCCAGGUUGUCAACAAAGGUUUGUCUCACAUCAGGGACCUUCAGCUUACUGAUGUUGAGGCGUUUCGCAGCUUUGGUGGCCGGAGGUCGUCUCUUAGGUUGGAUGUGAAUUUUCAUCUUGGAGAUGAUGAGGCGGUGAUCCGUCCAACAUUCUGCACCACACAUGGCCUUAGUCACCCUCACGUACUGGCGGUCCCUAUUUCUGAUGAUGACAUAAUCAAUUAGGUACCAGUUUUUUGAACUGGAGUGCAUCCAGGAGGUCCUGAUGCACGUAGGCAGGCUGAAGGUGGUGUUCGUUAUUAGAAGGCCAUGUUCAGCACAGGUCUGAAGUAGCAGUAGGCCGUUGCUGUUGUACUUUCCAACACCAUACUUCCCAAUCACUCCCCCCAGGAGGUGUAGUCACUGCCAACACUUGUAUUGAAAUCUCCAAGUAUGAUGAGUUUGUCAGCAGUCGGUGUGGAAGAGAUGACAGUGCUCAGGUCUUCAUAAAAUUUGUUUUUGGUCUCUUCUGUGUUUGUCAUGGUGGGCUCAUAGGCACUGACUAAGGUAGCAGACUUCUUUCCAUGGCAGAGGGGGAUUUUCAACGUCAUGAGACGGUCAUUUAUACCUAUUGAAGAGCUGGGGAGCUUGCUCACAAGAGAUGUUUUGAUAGCAAAGCCAACACCAGCUUCUCGCCUUGCGUCGGGGUCGCGACAGCUCCAGAAGAAAGAAUAGCCAGCAAGCCUUUCUGUGAUUUCACCCUUGCCAGAGAGUCUGGUUUCACUGAGGGCGGCGAUGUCUAUAUUGUAUCUCUCAAGCUCAUGGCAAUGAGGGCUGUGCGUCGUUGAGGUCUGUUAGAAGUGUCCCUGUCAAGCAGUGUGCGUAUGUUCCAUGUGGCAAUUUUCAGUGAAAUAAUCAACUUCCGGCUGCAACAAGAUGGUGGAGAAAAAAAAUCCAAAAGAACACAAAAGGAAGGAAACUUGGAUUUCACUAGAAAAUAUUUGUAUUAAAUAGUUCUUUCUUUGGAAUAUAUGCUUAAGAAUAUAUACAGGAUAAAAAUCUUUGUAUCGGAUACGUAAUUUUUCUUUCAACAACAUUUUGUUAACAAAAUCUCCCUUGUCACUAUGCAAAAGAUAACUUCCGGCUACAAUAAGUUGGCGGGGUAAUAAUACACAAAAGGAAGGCAGUCUAAAUUUAUAGAAUUAUAGUUAUAGGAAUUAGUCAUUUAAGUAGAAAAUAGACUAAAAACUCUGGUCAGCAUUUUUGUUUAUAAGGGAUGGAAAUAUAAAAAGGGAAUCAAAUACUUAUUCUCAUGUUCACCUUCCCUAGCAAAAGUUACAUCCCCUAGCUUAAGUUACUUCCAUUUACUAAAGAUACCUCCCCUAUAGAAGGAGCCCCAUACACUAAUGAGGACUCACCAGAUGGAAGGUACAUAUUGUUUUCAAGAUGGUCGCACUGGGAAUAACACAUGUUAUCUCAAAAUCUGCUAUUUAAAAAAUGUUCUAUAUAAAUUGUGUUUUCAACAUUUGUUCUAUAUAAACUGUGUUUUCAACAUUUGUUCUAUAUAAACUGUGUUUUCAACAUUUGUUCUAUAUAAAUUGUGUUUUCAACAUUUGUUCUAUAUAAACUGUGUCUUCAACAUUUGUUCUAUAUAAACUGUGUUUUCAACAUUUGUUCUAUAUAAACUGUGUUUUCAACAUUUGUUCUAUAUAAACUGUGUUUUCAACAUUUGUUCUAUAUAAACUGUGUUUUCAACAUUUGUUCUAUAUAAAUUGUGUUUUCAACAUUUGUUCUAUAUAAACUGUGUUUUCAACAUUUGUCCUAUACACACUACGUUUUCAACAUAUGUUCUAUAUCAGUGGUUCUCAACCUUUCUAAUGCCGCGACCCUUAAAUACAGUUCCUCAUGUUGUGGCGACCCCCUAAAACAAAAUUACUUUUGUUGAUACUUUAUAACUGUAGAGUAUAUGUGUUUUCCGGUGGUCUUAGGCGACCCCUGGGAAAGGGUCGUUUGACCCCCAAAGGGGUCGCGACCCACAGGUUGAGAACCGCUGUUCUAUAUAAACUGUUUUCAAAAUAUGUUAUAUAUAAACUGUGUUGUACCUAGUGAGUCAAUGACCGUCAUAGGUAAAUGAUCUCCCCUGGUGAGGUGUAAAUAGUACCAUUUGAGAGGUCUAACUGUAUCCCUAUUGGUUGAGCUUAAUCAGAGAUUUAUGUUUCUAUUGAGUUGGACCAACUUAAACCAUCCUUCCAAUGUUUACAAUACUGCAUCAAUGACAAUCAUUCAAUUUUCACCAUACUGCAUCAAUGAUGGACAUUGUCAUUUAAUUUGGGACUUUUUACAUUUUGAUUUUAUAACUAUCAAGGUAGUUCUUUGUUUGGUGUUACAUAGCAUAUGCAGUUGGGGCCUUUUACAAUUAAAAAAAAAAAGAUUAUACAUUUUAAAAAUAUUUUUAAUCCAUAAAAGUCUUACACACACACCCCUCUAAAAUCGUUUCUUAAAUCUCAUUUGGUUCAAAUACUUAAAUUGUCAAAAAUGUCAGGUGCACUCUUAUGUUAUGUGCAGUGCCACUUAUGUUAUUUACAGCUAUAUGUUGUUUGAUUUUUUUAGAUGACACUCGCACCGCCAGGAAGUUGGCUAUAGUUGACUGUCGCAGUUUGGCAGGUGUAUGGGGAAACAGCUUUAAAGGGGGUGGCACAGAAGAUGAAGGUAAGAAGUAGUACUGGUGUAGAAUUUAAGAAUGGGGUACUGGUGUAGAAUUUAAGAAUGGGGUACUGGUGUAGAAUUUAAGAAUGGGGUACUGGUGUAGAAUUUAAGAAUGGGGUACUGGUGUAGAAUUUAAGAAUGGGGUACUGGUGUAGAAUUUAAGAAUGGGGUACUGGUUUAGAAUUUAAGAAUGGGGUACUGGUGUAGAAUUUAAGAAUGGGGUACUGGUGUAGAAUUUAAGAAUGGGGUACUGGUGUAGAAUUUAAGAAUGGGGUACUGGUGUAGAAUUUAAGAAUGGGGUACUGGUGUAGAAUUUAAGAAUGGGGUACUGGUGUAGAAUUUAAGAAUGGGGUACUGGUGUAGAAUUUAAGAAUGGGGUACUGGUGUAGAAUUUAAGAAUGGGGUACUGGUGUAGAAUUUAAGAAUGGGGUACUGGUUUAGAAUUUAAGAAUGGGGUACUGGUGUAGAAUUUAAGAAUGGGGUACUGGUGUAGAAUUUAAGAAUGGGGUACUGGUGUAGAAUUUAAGAAUGGGGUACUGGUGUAGAAUUUAAGAAUGGGGUACUGGUUUAGAAUUUAAGAAUGGGGUACUGGUGUAGAAUUUAAGAAUGGGGUACUGGUGUAGAAUUUAAGAAUGGGGUACUGGUGUAGAAUUUAAGAAUGGGGUACUGGUGUAGAAUUUAAGAAUGGGGUACUGGUUUAGAAUUUAAGAAUGGGGUACUGGUGUAGAAUUUAAGAAUGGGGUACUGGUGUAGAAUUUAAGAAUGGGGUACUGGUGUAGAAUUUAAGAAUGGGGUACUGGUGUAGAAUUUAAGAAUGGGGUACUGGUGUAGAAUUUAAGAAUGGGGUACUGGUUUAGAAUUUAAGAAUGGGGUACUGGUGUAGAAUUUAAGAAUGGGGUACUGGUGUAGAAUUUAAGAAUGGGGUACUGGUGUAGAAUUUAAGAAUGGGGUACUGGUGUAGAAUUUAAGAAUGGGGUACUGGUGUAGAAUUUAAGAAUGUGGUACUGGUGUAGAAUUUAAGAAUGGGGCACUGGUGUAGAAUUUAAGAAUGGGGCACUGGUGUAGAAUUUAAGAAUGGGGUACUGGUGUAGAAUUUAAGAAUGGGGUACUGGUGUAGAAUUUAAGAAUGUGGUACUGGUGUAGAAUUUAAGAAUGGGGUACUGGUGUAGAAUUUAAGAAUGGGGUACUGGUGUAGAAUUUAAGAAUGGGGUACUGGUGUAGAAUUUAAGAAUGGGGUACUGGUGUAGAAUUUAAGAAUGGGGUACUGGUGUAGAAUUUAAGAAUGGGGUACUGGUUUAGAAUUUAAGAAUGGGGUACUGGUGUAGAAUUUAAGAAUGGGGUACUGGUGUAGAAUUUAAGAAUGGGGUACUGGUGUAGAAUUUAAGAAUGGGGUACUGGUGUAGAAUUUAAGAAUGGGGUACUGGUUUAGAAUUUAAGAAUGGGGUACUGGUGUAGAAUUUAAGAAUGGGGUACUGGUGUAGAAUUUAAGAAUGGGGUACUGGUGUAGAAUUUAAGAAUGGGGUACUGGUGUAGAAUUUAAGAAUGGGGUACUGGUUUAGAAUUUAAGAAUGGGGUACUGGUGUAGAAUUUAAGAAUGGGGUACUGGUGUAGAAUUUAAGAAUGGGGUACUGGUGUAGAAUUUAAGAAUGGGGUACUGGUGUAGAAUUUAAGAAUGGGGUACUGGUGUAGAAUUUAAGAAUGUGGUAGACGAAAUAAUUUCAGAAUGAGGUAGACAAAAGAAUGGUGGCCUAAAGAUGUUCAAGGGUUUCUGGUUUGCUUUUAAAAAUACUUUAUUUUUACAAAGGGUUGUUUCAUAUGUUACAAAUACUAGAAGCUUAGAUGAUCAGAUUGUGUGUACAAGGAUGGGUAAGCGCCUUACAGGAACUCCUGAAACCGUACCCAUCCCUGGUCAUUUGGCGUAGCGUCUUGCCACUGGAUAUGGUGGUCCCGGACGAGAGAAUGAGGUUGACGCCGCGCAACUCUUCCUUGCUUUAAACAAAAGUCACCCGCGCAAGUCAUCAGUCACCAGACGACUUGAUGGUCCUCAUCGAUCCUCGACGGACAAACAACAAGGAUGGGAGAGGCUUUUCAACUAAUAUUUCUCUCCUACAAGAAGUUUGAUACUUUUAGAAUCUCCACGCAUUGCUCUUGUAAUUUGUACCAAAACUAAAAUUUAAAAAAUGUAUUGAAAAUUUUGUUGCUGUAAUAGCGCUGGCUCAACAACAAAACAAAAAAGAAAAUAAUAAAUGGGGUUUGCCAUGAUGUAAGUUUGUGAAAUGCUUUUUUCAAGAUACAUUUUUGGGGCAUUUUUUUUAUGAUCAAUUGUGAAAUUUUUGUUUUGAAAAAAAUGUGUACAGAUUAUUUAUUUGAUAUUAUUCUAUCUCAAUGGUUCUCAAACUUUUAAGUUUGGCUGAAAAGUUUCCCAUUGCACCUUUAGGGCAUUAUAUAUUUUUAAACCUAUAAUAGCCAAUUUUAGAGACUCCAUUAAUUAUUACCAUUUAACGCUAGCCAUUACAAGUUGUUUUUGUAAUGGAUGUUUAACUUUAUUUAACUUUUAGCCAGCGUCUUUUAUGAUGUUGGGCCGACUGGCAACAUAAGGCUUGUGGACCAAUGCCAGUCUGCUGACACCACUUUAGGAAACACUUUCAAUUUAUUUAUGUCACUUUUUAAUAUUUUACAGUUGUGUACAAGUGUAACAUCAUUCAUCUUGACCUGGCCAACAUACACACUGUGAGGGACAGCUUCAACAAACUCCGGACGCUUUGUCAUAGCUAUGUGGAGGGCACGUAAGUCACGUGCAUUCUGCAUUUGGUUUGUUUGGGAAUAGAGUGACAUUAUGGUUUAGUUGUGAUUAUAUCCUGAUUAGCUCAUGUAAUGACUAGGUUAAAUCAUGAUUAAGUUUAGUUGUGAUUAUAUCCUGAUUAGGUCAUGCAAUGACUAGUUUAAUUCAUGAUUAAAUUUAGAUGUGACUUUGUUAAAUCAUAAUUAGGCUAGGACUUGACUUUGUUAAAAUUGCGAGGGAAGGAUGUGAGAUUGUUUAUUCGUGAUUUGGUUCAGUUGUGAUUAUAUAAAGUCAGGUGUAGGUUACGCCUCCUCCAUUAAUAUAAAUUUGAAUGAAAUAUGAACUAAAGAUACUAACUAUUCCCUGUGUCCAGGUAUUACAAGAACCUGUCUGGCAGCAUGUGGCUGACCUAUAUCUCAGCACUACUGCGUGGCGCCAACAUGGUUGUUGAGCUGAUGCAUGUCAAGAAGAGGCCCGUUUUGGUGCACUGCUCUGAUGGAUGGGAUCGCACCUCACAGAUUGUCUCCCUCUCAGAGGUCAUGAUGGACCCAUACUACAGGACGUUUGAGGUAUGUUGGGGAGGUUCAUUGUAUACUUUAGUAAAGGCCAACACUUUUCCCAUGUCAUGCCGUUCACACAUUAUCUAUGUGCCUUGAUAUACACACAACACUCUUCUCAUGUCAUGCCAUGCCAUUCACACAUUAUCUAUGUGCCGUGAUAUACACACAACACUCUUCUCAUGUCAUGCCAUGCCAUUCACACAUGUGCCGUGAUAUACACACAACACUCUUCCCAUGUCAUGCCAUGUCAUGCCGUUCACACAUUAUCCAUGUGCCGUGAUAUACACACAACACUCUUCCCAUGUCAUGCCGUUCACACAUUAUCCAUGUGCCGUGAUAUACACAUAAGAUUUAAUAUAUAAUAUUUAUAAGAUAUAAAACACACACAAGAUAUAUUAAAAUUUAUGUACGAGAUUUAUAAUUUUCAUACAAUAUGUAAAAAAAAAAAUCACAGCAAGAUGUAACAAAAAUAAGCAGACAGAAUGUACUUUAAACCAAGCUAGUUUGGCUAUUUAAAGUAUCUGUCAAAGUGAUCAAACUUGAUCAGAAAAUGAUUUCUAUUUUAAGUGAAAAUAAAUUAUCAAAGCUAAUUUGUUUCCUCAGGGAUUCCAAGUUGUUGUGGAAAGAGAGUGGCUCCACUUUGGCCACAAGUUUGCUGAGAGAGGUGGCCAUGACCCCAACUGCUCUGAUACCAACCAGAUCAGCCCCGUUUUUCUCCAGUUCUUGGACUGUGUCUAUCAGCUAACCUUGCAAUACCCUGCUGAGUUUCAGUUCAAUGAGGCCUAUCUGGUUGGUUUCUUAAUAUUUUCAUAAACAGCUAUCAUUAUUCUUUUAGCAUUGCUGUAUAUCAAAAAAAUAAAUUUUGUCCCAUUAGUUCAUUUAUAUGUGCCACUUCAGUAACCAACUUGAAAAUGGCUUCCUACAGGUGAAGCUCCUGAAACACUCCCAGGCAUGCUUAUUUGGCAACUUCUUGUACAAUUGCCAGAAAGAGAGAGAAAACUGGGGUAAAAACACAGCCUCAGUUUGGUCACUGCUAAGGCCAGAAAAUAUCCAGUUUGUCAACUUGCUCUAUGACAAGACAUCACAGCAGGUAAAGUAUUUCUGUGACAAUACAACUGUUUUAGUCUAUGACAAGAUACUAAAUACUUUAGUCUAUGACCAGACACCUACUGUUUUAGACUAUGAUGAUACAACUGUUUUAGUCCAUGACAAAAUACAAAAUUGUUUUGUCUCCGACAAGACAUCACAGAAAAUAAAAUAUUUCUAUGAACUUUAUUAGUCUAUGAAAAGACAGCAACUAUAGUAGUCUAUGACAAAACACCAACUAUAUUAGUCUAUGACAAGACACCAACUAUAUUAGUCUAUGACAAGACACCAACUAUAUUAGUCUAUGACAAAACACCAACUAUAUUAGUCUAUGACAAGACACCAACUAUAUUAGUCUAUGACAAGACACCAACUAUAUUAGUCUAUGACAAAACACCAACUAUAUUAGUCUAUGACAAGACACCAACUAUAUUAGUCUAUGACAAGACACCAACUAUAUUAGUCUAUGACAAGACACCAACUAUAUUAGUCUAUGACAAGACCAACUAUAUUAGUCUAUGACAAAACACCAACUAUAUUAGUCUAUGACAAGACACCAACUAUAUUAGUCUAUGACAAGACACCAACUAUAUUAGUCUAUGACAAGACACCAACUAUAUUAGUCUAUGACAAGACACCAACUAUAUUAGUCUAUGACAAGACACCAACUAUAUUAGUCUAUGACAAGACACCAACUAUAUUAGUCUAUGACAAGACACCAACUAUAUUAGUCUAUGACAAGACACCAACUAUAUUAGUCUAUGACAAGACACCAACUAUAUUAGUCUAUGACAAAACACCAACUAUAUUAGUCUAUGACAAGACACCAACUAUAUUAGUCUAUGACAAGACACCAACUAUAUUAGUCUAUGACAAGACACCAACUAUAUUAGUCUAUAACAAGACACCAACUAUAUUAGUCUAUGACAAGACACCAACUGUCUAUGACAAGACACCAACUAUAUUACUCUAUGACUAUGACAAGACACCAACUAUGUCUAUGACAAGACACCAAUUAUAGUAGUCUAUGACAAGACACCAUCUGUAUAAGUCUAUGACAAGACACCAUCUCUAUAAAUCUAUGACAAGACAACUCCAUCAAUUAAUAAAGCUCCUGGAGACAACAGAUCAGUUGCCUUGUUACAAAGAUUACUGAUUUUAUGAAUACUAACUGACAAUAUAUCUCUCUGGUCUAUUGAGAGCAAGAGUGUCCUAUGUGACAAAGCCCACGUUGUCAUGUCAUGUAUGUAGAUUUAUCUAAAGGGCAGUUAAUGAUAUGUUCCUUAAUAACAAUGCUUUUGACUCUGCAAAGCUGACAUGUUGAAUAGCAUAUAGAUUAUUUAAUUAUAAAAUGAAGUUAGAAAAUUACAAAACUGGUUGCUUGAAUUUUGGACACUUUGUACUUCAUUGCUCUCAAGUAACGAUAUGAUGUAUAACUCGGUGUGCAUAUGAGAGUGUGUUGUGAUGGGACAUUGGGAUUUACAUAUGGUGUGUAUGUGGGGGAUGCAUGUGAGAGUGUGGGUGCUCAUGUGAGAGUGUGGGUGUGCACAGGUUUGGCAAAUACAUAAAAUUGAUUGGCCUUCAUUAUCAUUUUCAAUUUGGAAUAGCAAGACAUGCGUUUUCUAUUAAAAUACUAAAAAUCUAUGAAAGAGUGUACAUACUGAAGAGGCCUGACGUUCAGUCUUUUAAAGAUAUAUUAUGGCUUGAUCAGUCUGAAUACAAGUUUUGGGUAAAAAAAACAGGAACCUAUUGCCAUUGAAAUGUUUGCACAAAAAAAAUAUUUAGAAAAUGAUACCUCAUCUGAACAGCUAUUUAUUAAUUCACUUGAUGAAGUGAAAAUUUGAAUAAUUGAAACAAAUGUACAUUUUACUGACACUUUUCUGGGUUCUUUCCGAUAAUUAUAAUUAUUUAAUUAAAUGAAAUUACUAAAUUUGGCUACUGCAAAUGAUUGUAUCCAGCCUAAAGGCUACCAGUUAAUUUUAAUAUGAGAUUAAGUGUGAUUAAUAAUAAUAAUAUUAGUCUGGACUGAGUGCAAUAUUAUAAUUUGUUGUUUUAUUACAUUUGAGUAAGAAAGCACAUUCAGAAGAAGAAAGCUCCUGUUCCUUGUGCUCCCAUUACAAAUAAAAAUGCUGACCCAGUACCAUUACCAUCAAGAGCCUGUCAUGGACAGGGAUCAACAGCAAAACAUGUUAACAUUCAGUAUUUCUGCACAAAGACGCAAGUGACUAUCGCUGAAAUGAUUUGGACAAUUUAAUUUCAAUUAAAUAGCCAUUACAGCUUCAAUUCUUUCAAAGACACUGCAGAUUGUUUGAAAUAGUAAAACAAGGUAUGUUGAAGCUUGAAUCAAAAGACAUGGCAAUAAUAUGUGGACAUUUCAGCUUAGAGCCUUCUUCAGUGAACAGGACAGAUAGAAGUACGACAAGAAACAGAGCACAGUAAAAAAAACUUUAGAGAUCUCCUUGGUUGUUGCCGGAAGUAGGAUUACAGGAAGUGAAAAAAAUUUAAAUAUUGUUACUGUGAAAAAUAAGGUCCAGAAUUUAACAGACCAAAAUAUUUAGGGAUACGUAAAAUGUAAGGAGUAAGAAAAAAGAAGAAAUCCAGGGAAAUUGAGCAACAUGAGUGGGAGAGUAUUUGAUUAAUACCAUGUGGAGAUGUGGUGCUGAAAUGCUGAAUAAAUUUGUUUUCCAUUUGAAAUCUUUCUGGUGUGUUUGUCAGACAGAUUUUUUCAAGGCCAUAAUUCCUACUUGGGAAGUAACACUUCCAUGUGCUAUAGGAAGUCUGCAUGUCUCAGCACUUUUGGUAAAGCACCCUACUUUGCUGUUAUGCUUUGAAAAGAAUAAAAGAGCAGCUUCUACUUAUGUCCUUAUGUUUGAUGAAACAAUAAACAAACAGGUUCUAGAAAAGCAAAUGGAUAUGUAUGUUCACAUCUGGGAUGUAAAUAAAAUUAAUUCCUUUUUUUCCAUUCAUCCCAUUUUCUUGGAAAUGUCUCUAUUGAAAGCUUGUUGAAAAAAUUAAAUCUUAUUUAACACAGAUCUGUCAGAAUAUCACAGACCUUGCACACAGGGGCUUUUUACAACUGUCAAUGGUUGACCCUGUCCUAUUGUCACAGACCUUGCACACAGGUUUUUUUUUUACAACUGUCUAUGGUUGACCCUGUCCUAUUGUCACAGACCUUGCACACAGGGUUUUUUUUUUCAACUGUCAAUGGUUGACCCUGUCCUAUUGUCACAGGUUUUUUUUAACUGUCUAUGGAUGAACCUGCUGUGAACUGGAAACUAUUUUAAAUGUUAGAAAAAGAAACUGAACCAUCUGUGUGCCUCACAGCGAGUGUAUGUGAGUUAGAGUGGGCAAGGGUGGCAGCACAGGGAUGAAUGUGUGUGGGGGUGAGAGGGGGCAGUGGUCAAUUGACCAUUAAUUAAAGAAUAUACGAUAAAAUUUUAUAUGCUAUUCAUACAGGUGUUGACAGCCAAAUUUAGCGAACAUGACGUUGUCCUGUGGAAAUCUGUUUAUAUGGCAGGGCUCUCCCCAUGGCCGCACGGAAGUCAAAUUGACUUUUACCUAGAUUCCUCUCCAGCUGGUGGAAGUGAGGACGGAGCCAACUUACCUGUGGACGGAGUGCCUCGGUCGAAGUGAGUGAAAAAUGUUAGUGCAAGAAAGAUUUCAUAGAUGUACAGGGAUUGUUAAUCUUUGAUAACUUAUAAGGAUUCUUGCAUCUUUGUCUAUUCCAUUUGACUGUAGACUAUUUUGUAUCAACUCCUGAUAAGAGCUGACCCCUGUGCCCACCUCUCCAGUAACCAAUGUUUUCCCAAUAUUAAUUUAUAUUUUUUUAGUUAAAAAUCCACCAAAAAAUGCCACAUAAUAAGUCCAUAAUGGCAACCCAAAAAAGAAAUAGAAGAAAAUAAUACUAAGAGGAAACAUUAAACAAAUAAGAUAAACCAAGACAUUUUUUGUAUAAACAUUUCUGUCGAUAUUGUUUGGCAAUACUGUUGAGUAAUGGUGAAUAUUUGACCAACAUAAAGCACUCAAUAUUAAAUGUAUGAAAGCUUGGGAGACAAUUAUUUUCUGGCAUAUUACCUUACUUCCAGUCAGUGUACAAUGCAAAGUUGUGCCCAAAUAAAAAUUCUAUUUCAAGCACCGGGUGUGCAGCUCAAUUGAAUUUAGCAUUGGGUAUAACAGCAAAUCAGAGAUACGCUGUGUUUUAUAUAAAAAGGAGAGAUUAAUAAGGACUAUUAAAUGUAAACCAGCUGUUUAAAAAAAAUUCCAAUGUUAAUAUCUCAAAUUUUCCUUAUCACAAUUUUCAAAUCUCUUCUUUCAGGUCGAUGGAUGACUUGUCUAAAGCCAGUAUGGACAGUGGUCGGCGUAACAGUGACCCAAGCAUAACCCAGAGCCAGGAAUCUGCCAGCUCCGUGGUCACACACGGUCAACACAACACAUCAUCUUCCCAUGAAAUGAUCCAUUGUGCUGAGGAGUUAGCUUCAUCCUCUGCUCCCAAAUUGCUCGGCGUCUGCACUGGGGAGGAUUCAGUAGAGUUACAGGAAAUCCAACCAUCAACAGCAAAUAUCUCUUUGGAAGACAACACAGAGCAGGUUGUUCAUUUGACACCACAUGACAUUAUUUCUAAAGAUAGACCAGCUGCACCUGCAGCCGUGCUUAAUGGAAAUCACUCGUACACAUUUUGUGAAACUGAUGUACACGGCACCAGUAUUAACGGAGAGAAUAUCGCAGAACUCAAUGGAAGUUCCUUAGGUCUUAUAUCAUCAGUUGUUUUCUGUCCGGAGACAAUGGGUAAAUGUGAACAUGCGUUGUGUUGUGACAGUCCUAAAAGUGGCGUGACCUUAUGUUGUAACAUUUCGACCUUUGAACCCAAUGUGCUUUCACGCAAUUAUAUCCCAAACGGUGUUUGUAAGGGCCACGACUGCCGAGCCGUGAGGAGCCAAAGUCUUAGUUCAAAUAAUAAAUUCUAUAUUGGUGAUGGGGUGCCACCGCAGACAGCCGCCUCAGUCUCCAAUUUGUCAGACUACAAUCAGAGGCAGAUGUCUCUACUGGCUGAGCGUCUCGCCGAAUCAAAUUGGAAGCACAAUGACACCGACAUUCAUUAUUUAUAUAAUAGUAAUUUUAGGAAUCAUAGCAAUUGUGAUGAGGACCAGCAUUCCAUGGACAAGCAUGACAAGGAACAUUCUUCUACUUCUGCUGCUAAUCAACUGAUCAAUGGCACCAAGCAUUUGACUUACAUUAAUGGGAAAUCUGGUCAGCCAGAAUCUGGAGCCUCCAGAUUGGAGAGAAAUCAAUUCAUUGGCAUCCAUUCACCCAACCAAGCGGAUAACACAAGGACUAGUAUUAAUUCUGCAUCCACGGAUACACUCACAGAUGAUAUAGAGUCUGGAAAAGGCGACUCCGUUCUGUCUGUUGAGCCCUAUUUUUUAGAAGUUGGCACAACACCUGACAACCGUGCAACCUCUUCUCUCUCAUCCUUGUUAUGCCCCUUGAAGAGGGAGAGUCUCACAGCCUUGACCGAUGUCAGUGGUGGGAAUAACCUGAUGUCAAGGAGAGCCAGGGCCGCAUCGGGAGCCAGUCGCGAUUUGAGCGCAUCUCCCAGUGGCUGUAGAGGAAACUGGAAUGACACCGGUCGACUUCGGCACCCCAGUGGGGGGGAUCUGGUAACUAGGAGCUGGCUUGGUGCGACAGUUGCAACUAGCACCACAGACAUCAGUGAUUCAUGUGUUGGCAAGGUGGGUCAAUCAAUGAUUUAUGUGUGGGCAAGGUGGGUCAAUCAGUUAUUUAUGUGUUGGCAAGGUGGGUCAAUCAAUGAUUUAUGUGUGGGCAAGGUGGGUCAAUCAAUGAUUUAUGUGUGGGCAAGGUGGGUCAAUCAGUUAUUUAUGUCAAUCAGUCAUUUAAGGUAAUCAGUCAUUUGUAUGUUGGCAAGGUAGGGCAAUCAUUGAUUUAUAUGUGGACAUGGUAGGGCAAUCAUUGAUUUAUGUGUGGGCAUGCUAGGGCAAUCAUUGACUUAUAUGUGGGCAUGCUAGGGCAAUCAUUGAUUUAUAUGCGGACUUGCUAGGGCAAUCAGUGAAUUAUAUGUGGGCAAGGUAGGGCAAUCAUUGAUUUAUAUGUGGGCAUGCUAGGGCAAUCAUUGAUUUAUAUGUGGGCAUGCUAGGGCAAUCAUUGAUUUAUUUUUGGGCUCAUCAUAAGAUAUCUUUUCUUAAAAGUUUUCCCCAUUUCCCAUCUGAUCAUUUCAUUUCCACUAAAUCAUGAAACUUUGUAGCUUACAAGUCCUUGCAUGGACAGACAACCCAGCAUUAAACAACACAUCGAUGUGGAUGGACUGACACUCUUCUGUGAUGAGAGACAGCGACUACUUACAGAGUGCUUCUUAGAAAAGGACAGAUUGUUUUUUGAAAUGGAAAACCGUUACCUGCACGCUCUAGAUCAGAUAAAGGGUAUAAGACACCAGCAACUGCCCAACAACUACAUGGAUGAAUAUGUAAGUCAAUUUUUUAUGGUUGGGUGAUUGAAAAAAAUACUAGCAUAUUGUACCAGGAGAAAAGCUAAGACAGUCCUGAAUUCUUUUAUCAGACAAGUCUAGAACUUGCCAGUCUGGCUGUUGCACCAGAUUUUGUAUAGUCUAUGUAAGUAUGGGCUUCAUGGGGGUGGCUACCAAUAUAUUAAAAUGGGUAUCUCUGUGUGUUUUAAGUUAUAUAAAAUGUGUAGAACAUUUGAAAGUCCCAGCCUAUCAUUUACAGAAAACCUUUUGUCUUGGGUCUUCAUGCAACUCUGCUGUUUAUUAGAGUUCAAAGUUCAGCAUCAUAAUAAACAGAAGGACAACAAUGAAUUGGACAACCAAAUUGGAUAGUGAAUACAAUAACUAUAUGACUGGCUUGUGGAGCAGUGAAUACAAUGACUAUAUGACUGGCUUGUGGAGCAGUGAAUACAAUGACUGUAUGACUGGCUUGUGGAGCAGUCAAUACAAUGACUGUAUGACUGGCUUGUGGAGCAGUCAAUACAAUGACUGUAUGACUGGCUUGUGGAGCAGUGAAUACAAUGACAAUUUGACUGGCUUGUGGAGCAGUGAAUACAAUGACAAUAUCACUGGCUUGUGGAGCAGUGAAUACAAUGACAAUAUCACUGGCUUGUGGAGCAGUCAAUACAAUGACUAUAUGACUGGCUUGUGGAGCAGUGAAUACAAUGACUAUAUCACUGGCUUGUGGAGCAGUCGAUACAAUGACUAUAUGACUGGCUUGUGGAGCAGUGAAUACAAUGACUAUAUCACUGGCUUGUGGAGCAGUGAAUACAAUGACUACAUGACUGGCUUGUGGGGCAGUGAAUACAAUGACUAUAUGACUGGCUUGUGGAGCAGUCAAUACAAUGACUGUAUGACUGGCUUGUGGAGCAGUCAAUACAAUGACUAUAUGACUGGCUUGUGGGGCAGUGAAUACAAUGACUAUAUGACUGGCUUGUGGAGCAGACUUUUUUUUUUGCCAAGCCCUGCUCCAUGCCAUUUGUUUUUUUUAUAAAGCUUCAGCUGUGCUCAUAGCUCUGUCCAUCUAUGGUAGGGUUGCACCAGAAAAUCAGUAAUCAACUGAUUAACAGACUUUUGAAAAGCAUUCUGAAUACCAGGUGUAAAUCUAGGGCAGAGGUUCACAGCCUGUGGUCCAUGUACCUCUUGGAGGUCAGUGAAAAGCUGUCAGUGAGCUGCAUUUCAGUUGAAAUUUUCUCACUUGGUUUGCAGCUUGGGUCGGGACGGUGGGUCAGAGCAAAAGAGAGAGCCGCAUGGCGAGGAUACCCAAAAGGACAGAUUUUAAAAAGGGUCUACCCCAGUAUUGCAGUACAAAAAAAAAUAAUAAAAAUGAAAAUGAGUCUGGGACUUUCCAGCUGACUAGCAAAGGUGUCCAUAGAACAAAAAAAAAUAAAAGGAAUUAAGAACCCCUGGUCUAGGUAGUUCUAAAAUACAAACUUGAAUGUUUUUAUUGGAUUGUAGCAAAUUAGGUAUCUGCAAGACAAGUGUGAUAUCACCCCAAUAUGGCAUUUAAUGAAUUUUGAAGUUAAAUUUUAAAUAAAAUCCUGUUGGCUUUAAAGAAAACGUAUAAUAAGAUAUAACAAAAAGACUUGAACAGUAAGUCAUGUUAGAAAAUUGUGAAGAUGCUCCUAAAUUACUGAUGAGGCUCUUACAUUUUUAAGUAUUAAAAUAUUCCAUGUUUGUUCAUUGCUAUGUUGUCCCCCAUGUUUGUUAAUUGCUAUUGUGUGCUCCAUGUUUGUUCAUUGCUACUGUGUGCUCCAUGUUUGUUCAUUGCUAUGAUGUGCUCCAUGUGUGUUCAUUGCUAUGGUGUGCUCCAUGUUUGUUCAUUCAUUACUAUGAUGUGCUCCAUGUUUUUUCAUUGCUAUGGUGUGCUUCAUGUUUGUUCAUUGCUAUGAUGUGCUCCAUGUUUGUUGAUUGCUAUGGUGUGCACCAUGUUUGUUCAUACAUUACUAUGAUAUGCUCCAUGUUUGUUCAUUGCUAAUGGUGUGCUCCAUGUUUGUUCAUUGCUAAUGUUGUGCUCCAUGUUUGUUAAUUGCUAAUGUGUGCUCCAUGUUUGUUUAUACAUUACUAUGAUAUGCACCAUGUUUGUUCAUUGCUAUGAUGUGCUCCAUGUUUGUUCAUUGCAAUCCAUGCUUUAUCUCAUACUGUUAUUUAAUUUAAAAUGGCCAUUUUUUUUUCUGUGAAAUUUUUAAAACUUAAUAACUUGUUAAUUUAAAAAAUUAAUUCAUUUUAUUUUUGGGAGCUUGGAGCAGUGCUAUAAGACAGAUGAGUUUGAACCAGGGUUGCCAACUCAAUAAAAUAACAUUUACUGACAAAUAUAAGAACUCUCUACAAAAUUUACGGAAAAAAAAAAAUUUUUUACGGGCACAUUUAACAUAAAAUGUUGACCUUAAAACGAACAAAUAUGAAGCAUAAUCCAAGCACUGUAGAAGUAAUUUGUGGAAGUAAUUUUUCCCGGUCCAUUUCUUACAGUCAGUAAACUUUCCAACCUUAGAGUAGCGAAUUUGUUUCUCAAAUUGGUUUUUGUUUCUCAAACUGGUUUUCAAUAAACUAACAGCAGAAAAAACGCAUUCUACUUCUGCUGUUCCAUGUGGAAGGGCCAACAUUGUUUGUGCAGACUUCGAAAGUAGCAGAAAUCUGUACUCUUUGUUUUCGAUAUUUCUAGUCAUUUGUCCAAUUUGAUGCCAGAAAGCAUCAUAACCUCCGUCGGCCUUGAGAUUGCUUAAAUCCGCAUCUUGGUAGUCAAUAAACUCGGCUUUUAAACAAUCAAAAUCUGCUGGAGACACAAUUUGUGGAAAAAGCUGGGCCAGUUCCACAAUUUCCAACUGUUCCACCGAUAUUCUGUUAGUGGGUUUUAGUAUUGACAUGAGCUUCAGCACUCUUUGGCUAAUAGGCAUUCUUUUCUGGAUUGCACCGACUGCAUUGGUAUAAAAUGCAAGAACAUCAACAUAAAACUUUUCAACAGUCGAUGGAUCAUCUACUUUUUGCAGCUGUAGUUUAGUUUGAUAACCAAUGAAUAUGUUAUCGCGUGAUUUAAAGUUUGUACUUUCCAAGUGAUCAAAACUCGUUACUUCUUCAACUAACAACAGUACCUGUGGUCGUAUCAGUACCUGUGGUCGUAUCAGUACCUGUGGUCGUAUCAGCACCUGUGGUCGUAUCAGUACCUGUGGUCGUAUCAGUACCUGUGGUCGUAUCAGCACCUGUGGUCGUAUAUAGUAACCAAACACACUUUUCAACAGUUGAUUUGCCUCUGCAUAUAAAUCUGGUAAAAUCGGAGAAUAUUAUUGAAACAUUUUGUUGAACUGAGUAAACAUAGGCUUGCAAAAACAAAAAAAUAACAUUUAACGACAGGAUUUUGCAAUUGAGUGCUAAUUCUAUCCACUGUAACCAACCGGUCACACUCAUCACUUGAUUGAAAAUUGCUUGAAAGUGCAUCAUAUUGGUUAACAAUACGAUGAAUACACUCCAACAGGCUCAAUCAUCUGGUCGCAGCUGCAAUAUUUUUAGAGUGUCUGCUUCCACGAACUCUUGAAACUCUUUGUACGGCUGUAAUCUUUUGCAACUAUGUGAAAAAUGGCUGUGAAUGUCUCUGCAUAGCUGUUCAAUAAAUUUGGGAAAUGUUUUACAUGCCUCAGCGGCACAUAGAGCAGCUCCAUGGCAUGUGCAGUGUCUAGGAAAUAUAUUUGGUUGUACACUUCUGAAACGUGAAAGCACGGAAUUUUUGGCUCCAAUCAUUACGUUAGCUCCAUCAGUUCCAAGUGCCAUUACAUUGGCCAGUGGUAUUUUAUUUUCGUCCAGACAUGCCUUGAUUGCAGCAAAAAUGAACUCUGCUUUUGCUUCUUUUAAAUCAACUAAACGAUAAAAUCUUUAUUGAACCUUACCAAUUUCAACAUCGAAGUAAAUCACCACCAUGGCCAUUUUUACUGUGGUUGAUAUAUCAGUUGAUUCGUCAACCAACAGAGUAAAAUGACAUGAUCUUAACUUAGUGGACAAAACUGCUUUGUUCAGUUUGCCAAUGACAUUUUUAAUCAUCAUAGAUCCCUUUGUUAGUUUAGAGCUGAAAUCUUUAGAGAUUUUUGAAUCAGGAAACCAAUCUGCAACAUUUUCCGAGAUGUCGUCCAUUAAACUUAGUGGCAAGUUUUUUCUUGCGACAAAAUGUGCCACUUUUAAUUCCCAUUCUGUUACCUGUUUGUUGUGAGCCGUUACAGGAGAUGGCUUUUUAUCCUUAGUCAAGAACUGCAACAUUCCACCAGCAAAUGUCCUUGUUGAUAUUGCCUGAACAUGUUUUGCGCUUCUACCGUGGCUGCGAACGUCUCGUACACCAACAGAUGCAACACUAAAUAUCUUUCUACAGCACGUACAUACAGCGUUAUAUUUGGAAUCAUUGUCCGUUGAUAUCCAGUCCUUAAAUUCGCCGUUUGCAAUCCAUGUAGGUUGAAAAUAGCAUUUUCUGUUCACUUUAGCUUUUUUAACAAUAAUUUUAUCCGCAUUUUCGUUUAUUUCACAGUUUUCACUGCGGCUAUUGUCUUCGCUUGUAUUCAUCUUCUCCGCCAUUUUUUAAAAAAACAGAUACAAUUUUUAUAUCUAUGUCGUCAUAAUUUAUGCGUAAUUGUGACGUAACGACUAGCGAUCUGUCUUAACAAAUCCAUCUUGCCGCGAUGCGCCACGCGAGCCUAGCUGUCCAGAAAGCUCUUCCAGUUUAUUAAUAGAGCGCGGGAUGCCACUAAAACAAUUUAAAAAUUAAAAUUUAAAUCAAGAAAAUAGAUAUCACAAACAUGAUUUACUGGUUUUGAGAGAGUCCACAUUUUGUCCAUUUUUUUAAGGACGUUUUAAUUUUUUAACGGAAUUUUACGGACAGGCAAUUUUACAACAAAUCUUUACGGACUGUCCGUAAAUUUACGGGCGGUUGGCAACCCUGGUUUGAACCACUCUGGGCAUGGAAGAUGAGUCUGAACCACUCUAGGCAUGGAAUCCUAUGAGGAAAAAAAAAUGUUUUGCUUCUUAUUGUCAAGGUUUAAUUCUUAAAAUGUAUGUUAAUAUUGAAAUUGACAAGGUAGCCCUUUGAAAGAAGUUUUUGAAUUAUCCCCAGUUGAUGAGUGAAUCUGAAGGGGGGGACAAUAGUUCUCUUUGUUCCCUUGGAAACCCGGCUUCAGAUGCCAGCUGGGAAAACGUUGAUGAGUCUGAGUCCAAAAUAGUGAUGUGGGUUCCUGACACUGCCGUCACACACUGUGCAGGAUGUGGAGAACAGUUCUGGGUCUUGAGACCCAAACAUCACUGCAGGUAGAGAGAAAAUGUCUGGCAGAAACCAAAUUUUUUAUACUUUAACCUAUCUCUCCCCCUUAGCAACAAGAUAGGUUCAUACAUAAUAUCCACUCUGCUGUAAAUAGUUCUGUCCAUAGUUUGUCCAAUUUUUAGUUUAUUAACACGGAUCAGCAAUUUUAACAUAAAAGAUGGAAUUUGAUAGCAAUAGUUGAUCAGUUAAUUAUAUGAGUUGCAGGAAUACAGAUUGCUGUUUUUAAAUUAACAAAGCGAAAUAAAUCAAGUCCGUCUUGACAAAGUUGAAUGAGACAAUGUCUUUUUACGUUAUGUUACACUGUGCUGGUGGGAAGUGGAUACAAGUGCUUUUAUUUUUUUACGCUAUACUAAUAUAUAUCUUUACAUUUAUUGAUAUAUUAUAAUCUGUUCAUGAAUGUCAGUGUCUCAGUCAUUUUCAUAGUUUCAUAAAUUCAAUAGUUUUGUAUUCAUUUAUUUUUGUGCACACUUAUAUAAGUAGUCUUAUUCAUAUUUUUUCCUGAACUGUAAGUGUAUAGUAUUUCUUGUGUUGUUCCACAGGAAAUGUGGGAGAAUUUUCUGCUUCUCCUGUUCCAAUUACCAGUCUCCUGUCCCGGACCAACAACUUCAUAAACCUGUUCGCGUCUGCCGUCGCUGUCACUCAGAACUUGUCCAGCAGAGCCCAGGGGCAUCCUCUGACGGCCGUAUUCCUACUCUUGUGACAGAUGGUUAGGUUUAAGAUUCUACUUAUUCUCUUGUAACAUAUGGUUAGAAUGUCAAAUACUACUUAUCCUCUUUGUGGCUGAUGGUUAGGAUAUCACUUUUCCUAAAUGACUUUGUAUUUUAAUUUGCUUGUAUUUCACUUCAUUUGAGCACUUGAACGCUUGUAUAGCAAUAUAACAGAAUGGUUAGUUCAUUUUAUGACUUUAAUCUAAUGAUGGAAAAUCCCAUCUGUACAGGAAUCUAAUAUUUGAGAGCUUUAUUGUUCAAUUUAAUUUAUGGUUGAAGAAAAUGUGUAAAUUUUUCAUAAUAAAACACAAAUCAUUUCAAAGAUGAAUGCUGUAAGCUUAGAUGCCAAAAAUGUGAAGACUGUUGGCUCAGUGGUCAAACCACUAAUCUUAGUUAAUUCAUACACAUGUUACAUUUAAAUUUUUCCACAUGACACCAUGUGAAAUAGUGGAGAUGGCCAGGGAGCUGGUCCACAUGACUACAGCCCUGUAUCAGGUUGUGCUUCUAUAGAUGACUAGGUAGUCCACCCAACCGGUAGCCCUAAGGAUCUCAUUAUCAAACUUGCUCUAGAUACAAACACAAAUUAUGACAUAAAACAAACCAUUCAAAGUAGAGAUUCAUUAUUUUCUCUUUAUGGCAAAGUAGAGUACUGGUCAUUGUAGUUGAACCAAGUGUUUAUACUUUGCCUUGUUGAUAUGUUGUCACGCCCUGACCUGUAAUGUUACUAUUGCGUAUGUUUUGCUUUUGCCGGGAUACGAAUUGUGAGAAUGCUAGGUCAAAUAUAUUUAUUUUAAAAACAACAACUUUGUUUCUAAUUUUAUUGUUUGAUCAUGUUUUCUUUUUGGUCCACAUGAACUUUGCUUUCAUCUCAUGUUAUACCUACCCUCAUCCCUGGUUGUGCCAUGGUCAAGAAGAUUGAACACUUGAUGACAAAGAUGAACGCUGGAUUCAGGUGUGCCACUAGCAAAGGGCCACAAUCCAGGACUAAGGGAGGACAAUUCAGAAUUUAAAAAAAUUUUAAAAAUCUAAAUGAUUGUCCUGGUCAAAAGUCCAAGAAUUAUUAUCUGGGUUAAUUGUCUGCUUAUUUCACCAUCAACCCAAUUGACUGGAGCUUUAUGAGAGCUUGCCUAAUUAUCUAAUAUAUUGUUCUGACUAAGGUUGUAAUUAUAAAAUAUUGGUCCCAAUCAAGAUUAUAAUUAUGAAAUCUGAAUUUUAUGUCAUAAAGAUUUAAUUUUCCACCAAUUGUCAAACAAAGAGUUUGAAAUAAUAGUUAAAUUGAUUAGUGAAAUAAUGGUGAAGCGUGAUUAGUGAAAUAAUGGUGAAGCGUGAUUAGUGAAAUAAUGGUGAAGCGUGAUUAGUGAAAUAAUGGUGAAGCGUGAUUAGUGAAAUAAUGGUGAAGCGUGAUUAGUGAAAUAAUGGUGAAGCGUGAUUAGUGAUAUAAUGGUGAAGCGUGAUUAGUGAAAUAAUGGUGAAGCGUGAUUAGUGAAAUAAUGGUGAAGCGUGAUUAGAUUAAAUUUUAUCCUGUUUUACUUCAACAUUACUUUGUUCCUUUCAUUAUAUACUGACGCAACCAGCACACAUUCAGUACGGAUGUCCCCAGGUUCUCAAUUUCAGUAUGGAUGUCCCCAGGUUCUCAAUUUCAGUAUGGAUGUCCCCAGGUUCUCACAUUCUUUUUGGAUGUCCCCAGGUUCUCACAUUCUAUAUGAAUUUCCCCAGAUUCUCACAUUCAAUAUGGAUAUACCAAGCCUCUCAAAUUCUAUAUGGAUGUCCCCAGUGUUACUGUGUUGCUCUAAUCUGGUCUUUCAUGUUCAUGAAAAUUUGCUCCAUUAUUUAAUAAUCUCACCAAAAUUUAUUGGUUAGAAAUAUGACAAUUAGUUUAAUUUAUUGCUUAGAAAUGUGACAAUUAGUUUAAUUUAUUGCUUAGAAAUGUGACAAUUAGUUUACUGAGGUCAAGUUUCAAUCUGCCUGAUUUUGUUUGUUCAUUCUGCCUGAUUUUGUUUGUUCAUGUAUUGGGAACUUGAGUCUCGGCCAAUCACAAUUAAUACAGUUACUGGCCACAGUCAGGGCUUUCAAACAUUUGACUUUUUGAGGAAUUUUACUACUCUAGGUGAUGUCACUAUGACAUCCCCUA
Molecule: messenger RNA, 48358 nt
Organism: Lymnaea stagnalis (great pond snail)
Lineage: Eukaryota; Metazoa; Mollusca; Gastropoda; Lymnaeidae
Source: the annotation of a GenBank genome assembly